AUGGUGAGACAGACCCUGCUGAUCCUGCACCCUCCUAAAUGGUAAGGUAAUACUAUACCCCCCUUGCCCCAUACCCCUGCCAUUAUAACCCCACCCUCCCUGCGCUAUACCCCCACCCUCCGUGCCAUUAUACCCUCACCCUCCCUGCCCUAUUCCCCCAUGCAAUAUCACACACUCAGACUCUCAUUGACAGCCGCUAGAGGCGUUUGCAUGCUUCUCACUGUGAUUUUCACAGUGUGAAGACGCCAGUGUCCAUAGGAAAGCAUUGUGAAUGCUUUCCUAUGAGACUCGCUGAAUGUGCGCGCGGCUCUUGCCGCGUAUGCGCAUUCAGCCGAGGAGGCGGAGAGGAGAGCUCCCCGCCCGGCGCUGGAGAAAGAGGUAAGUUUAACCCCUUUCUCCCCCUAGAGCCCGGCGGGAGUGGGACCCUGAGGGUGGGGGCACCCUCAGGGCACUAUAGUGCCAGGAAAACAUACUCGUUUUCCUGGCACUAUAGUGGUCCUUUAAGUGUGUGUUUAUUGUGAUUGUGUGUAUGUCUGUGAGUGUGUGUAUUUAUAUACACAAACAACCACAGAUGUAUAUGUGUAUAUAUCUGUGGUUGUGUAUGUGUUUAGUAGAUAGCUCCCUUAUUUGGUGUCCUUAAAGGAACACUAUAGUCACCUAAAUUACUUUAGCUAAAUAAAGCAGUUUUAGUGUAUAGAUCAUUCCCCUGCAAUUUCACUACUCAAUUCUCUGCCAUUUAGGAGUUAAAUCACUUUGUUCCUGUUUAUGCAGCCCUAGCCACACCUCCCCUGGCUAUGAUUGACAGAGCCUGCAUGAAAAAAAAAACUGGUUUCACUUUCAAACAGAUGUCAUUUACCUUACAUAAUUGUAUCUCAAUCUCUAAAUUGAACUUUAAUCACAUACAGGAGGCUCUUGCAGGGUCUAGCAAGCUAUUAACAUAGCAGAGGAUAAGAAAAUCUUAAUGAAACAGAACUUGCAAUAAAGAAAUCCUAAGUAGGGCCCUCUUUACAGGAAGUGUUUAUGGAAGGCUGUGCAAGUCACAUGCAGGGAGGUGUGACUAGGGUUCAUAAACAAAGGGAUUUAACUCCUAAAUGGCAGAGGAUUGAGCAGUAAGGCUCCAGGGGCAUGUUCUAUACACCAAAACUGCUUAAUUAAGCUAAAGUUGUUCAGGUGACUAUAGUGUCCCUUUAAAUAUGUCAAUCCCACAUAAGGAUAACAAAUAAGGGAGUUAUCUACUAAACAACUAAAAGAUUAAAAUUAAGUAAAAGGCUUUCAAAUUUUGAUCUUUUAGCAGUUUAGUAGAUAAUUCCCUAAAUCAAUGCUCUUAUGUGAAAUUUCCAUAUUUAAAUAUGCCAAAUUCGGGUGCUCUUUAGAUCUAAAUAUGGCAAUCUCACAUAGGGAUAUCAAAUAGAGGAGUUAUCUGCUAAACAAAGUUUAGAGGUGUCAGCCAGCGCAGAACAGGAAAUCUGGGUGGCUAGUAUGAAUUCUAUGCAAAUGUGUUGUCUGAUUGUGUGUAUAUAUUUGUGUAUGUGUAUAUGUGCAUACAACUUAGCAUUUUGCCAACACUACACACAAGCACACCACUGCAUUCAAACAACACUACAAACAAACACACCUUUAUAUUAAAACAUCACCAUUAGAUAUAACCACACCACUGCAUCUCGCCAACACUACACACAAAUGCUUGCCUGCAUUCAAAUGCCAACACUACACACCCCUACAUUUGCUCACACAUUUUCCAUACAAAAACACAUGCUUACAUUUAGAUGCACAAACACUGCUCAGUGCUACAUUAAUUAAAAAAAAAUGUGGGUGUUUUUUUUACAUUUUAAGGUGGUGGUGGUGGGGGUGCCAAAUGCUCUUGGUACGCCCCUGGCGGUCUCUUAUUGGGGGAUCUGCUUCCAGGGAUUGCUAUACUCUGCAUACUCUCUUACUAUAUUCACUGCUAAGCUCUUGUAUGAGCUUGUUCCUGUUUUGCUCUCUGAAGGAGUCUACGGUGGUUAUGGUGUCUGCUGCAGUGCUUGGAGUCCUCAGGAAGCGCUAGGAGCAUCCUUCAACGGAGGUACCCAGUCGGGGUGCCAGGUGAUCCGUUACAAUGAAAUCACCACACCAAAUGCAGUGUAGAACCAUAAAAAAAAAAGAGGAACAGCAGAAUGAUGCAUGAUAUUGGUGCUAAUUGGUGUAGUGAUUUCAUUAUAAUGGUUUUAUGUAACCCUAUGGGGUAAAAUAAGUGGCAAUUUUUAAUACACACUUGGUGGAUGUCUAUAUUCUCUGCUACAUAUACCUUUGGAGUAACUUGGCUUUCCAGACAUUGGAGAUAUAAGCACCCUCAAUACAACUUACAAUAUGCUGAAUUCUAGAUGGUGUUAUUUACCUAGAGGGUCUCGCCAGACCUCUAAAGCACUUUAGCUUGCUGAAAAGCUUUAUGUGUGAAGAGUGUGUCUCUUUUUUUUCAUUUUAAAAAAAGUGCACAUUUCAACAGAAAUUCACCCUUUUAUAAAUUAAUCUGGUAAUACCUUCUUUGCUUUCAAAUGGACAACAAGUCCUAUUACUUCCUGGUUUAUUUAGCUCAGUGAAGCUAAGCUCAAGAGGCAGCUACUCAAAAAGCACCUGCCUUCCAAAGACUUCUCAAUGAGCUGCAUUGGGAAGUCUGUAAUUGGACAGCCACAGAAAGUCUGGGCAUGGUUAGAAAGGGAGGGCUUGCAAUGGUAGCAGACCAGAGAAAUGCAGGCUUUGCAAACUGUUUUUAGAUAUACACCCAAUUAAAGGACCACUCUAGGCACCCAGACCACUUCAGCUUAAUGAAGUGGUCUGGGUGCCAGGUCCAGCUAGGGUUAACCCAUUUUUUCAUAAUUAUAGCAGUUUCAGAGAAACUGCUAUAAUUAUGAAUGGGUUAAGCCUUCCCCCAAAGCCUCUAGUGGCUGUCUCAUUGACAGCCACUAGAGGCGCUUGCGUGCUUCUCACUGUGAUUUUCACAGUGAGAGCACGCCAGCGUUCAUAGGAAAGCAUUGUAAAUGCUUUCCUAUGAGACCGGCUGAAUGCGCGCGCAGCUCUUGCCGCGCGUGCGCAUUCAGCCGGCGGGGCGUAACGGAGGCGGAGAGGAGGAGGAGAGCUCUCCGCCCAGCGCUGGAAAAAGGUAAGUUUUUACCCCUUUCCCCUUCCAGAGCCGGGCGGGAGGGGGACCCUGAGGGUGGGGGCACCCUCAGGGCACUAUAGUGCCAGGAAAACGAGUAUGUUUUCCUGGCACUAUAGUGGUCCUUUAAGAAAAUGCCUAAUUAAAUGCAUGCACACUUUCAUUGGGGUAUAUCUAAUAAACAGUGAUUUUUAUUUAUUUUGUAUUUGAGCAGUGGAGUGUUCCUAUAACAGGAGCGUGCUCUACAUCUUGUUUUAGACUGUUAGAAUACAAAAUUUCAUUUGGAGCUAACAAAUACAUAUUAACCCUUUUCUAAAUAUAUAUAUAUAUAUAUAUAUAUAUAUAUAUAUAUAUAUAUAUAUAUAUAUAUAUAUGUUAUUGUAUGUGGUCUAGACCCUUAUAAUGUGACACUGGUGAGAUAACUAAUGUGAUAAAUGUAUUUUUUUGUUUUUGGUUUUUUUAGGAUAAAUAGUAAACAUUCCUAAGAGCUGUAUUUUAUGUAAAAUGUAAAAUAGUUUAUAGAUAGAGAUGUGGUGUUUUUUUUUUUUUUUUUUAUAGACUCCACGUCACUGGCAUCUUGAUUGCCCAGGGAAAAGACUUGGCAUUUCUGUCAUUCCAUUGCACUUAGACAAGUGAAAGCUGAAACUGCUAUAUCAAGGGACACCGGAGGUAUUCAGCUGAAUAGAGAGGAGAAUACAUUUAUUGUUAAAAAGGUAAGUUCUAUUCUGUUAUACUUUCAUUGUAUGCUCUGUAGCUUUAUUUCUCAUCUAACAUUGAUUUUUGCAGUGAAGUAUCCAGUUCUUUUAGGUAGCUUGCCUGCAGCAGACAUGCAUUGAAUGUUUUCACAGCAGUACAGGCACUGAGCUUAAUACUGCUGGACGAUAAAUAUACAGCACAGAGAGGGAGAUCUAUCAGUUAGGAAUCAGGUUCUAUUCUGGGGCAAAGUAUUAAAUGAGUAGCAAUUACCAUGGAAACCAAUGGGAUGUUUCAACAUUUUGCACCACAAUAGCACCUGAUUUGUCUUCAUACAUUCUCCAAAUUGCACAUUACAGGGGCAUCCAAACAGUUAAAUGUGAGAGUAAAGAGUUGCUUCUUGAAUGCUAUGGUAACAUAUUUCAAAUUGCCAUGUUUGAGACUGCCACUGUGCCCCUAACAAUUUGUACAGACCAAUUAAAAGUGAUAUUCCACAGAUUUAUAGACAAACAUCUCUCGCUCCAGUUAUAGAUAAAAGGGUAGUAAAAUAUUCACAUUGACAUAAAUCUAAAAAGAAAUAUCAUAAAGCAAGAAAAGUAUAGUUAAAGGAACACUAUAGUCACCUAAAUUACUUUAGCUAAAUAAAGCAGUUUUAGUGUAUAGAUCAUUCCCCUGCAAUUUCACUGCUCAAUUCACUGUCAUUUAGGAGUUAAAUCACUUUGUUUCUGUUUAUGCAGCCCUAACCACACCUCCCCUGGCUAUGAUUGACAGAGCCUGCAUGAAAAAAAAAACUGGCUUCACUUUUAAACAGAUGUAAUUUACCUUUAAUAAUUGUAUCUCUAAAUUGAACUUUAAUCACAUACAGGAGGCUCUUGCAGGGUCUAACAAGCUAUUAACAUAGCAGGGGAUAAGAAAAUCUUAAUUAAACAGCAAUAAAGGAAGGAUAAAUAGGGCUCUCUUUACAGGAAGUGUUUAUGGAAGGCUGUACAAGUCACAUGCAGGGAGGUGUGACUAUAACCCUGUAAAACAUGAAUUUAAUGCAUGACAAAGACUACAAGGUUGAAACAUUGUGUUACUUUGGGCUUCAAUAAAUUUGCCAUUUCUGAAUCCUAGAGUGCCUGAACCAUCUUUACAUUUUAUACUAUUGCCAUUGGAACCUGGUGCUUGGUCCUGGUUUGGUUGCACCCUAGCUCAGAUUGAUGGGAUUGAGUGCAGCUCCUUAUGUUUAUGCGAAAUGAAUUUAAUGUACGACCAGGAUAAAGCAGUGAUAGUGAAAAUGCUAUUAUCUAUGAAGUGUAAGAAAGUAGUUUUUGCAUCACUGGUUGCUAAGACAGGGUUAUUAAUGUGCAAUAGGUCCAUCUCUUUCUAAAACUCAUGCAUGCCACAAAGAGUUAAUAUAAUGAAGUAGAGGUCCUACAUCAUCUUCUCUAACUCGUCUUUUGAUUUUUAUUGCAAACUCUUCAGUUUCUGUUGUAUGUAUUGGGGCCUACAUCAUCUUCUGUUGCAUUUCAACAAUCCAAAAAUUGUUCAAGUUAGCUAUGUUUUAAGUAUAGUUUUUUUGGAGUUCCAACACUUAGCUUUAAUGACGACCCCAACUGGGCAGGUCUACCCAGAGCUUUGGUCGGGUCCACUCACUGAAGUGGUGCGUGAGUCUGGCAUCAAGCACGCCAGGUUUGCAGACAGCCUAUUGGUCAGCCCACCGCAUAGAGGACCAUGCAGAGAGUGCUGCUAAAGCACUCUUUGCAUGGUCCUAAUGCCUCCUGCACAGCUUAAGCAAGUCUCAUUAUGUGUUUUCGCUGUGCUGCCCAAAUACAGGACACCAUGGAACUAAUGUGAGAGGAUGGGACAAGAUCCCCGAAUCAGAACUGUCCUGUUAAAAGCUAGACAGUUGGGAGGCAUGCAAUUUACACUUGAGUGAAUAACCGUGUCUAUGUAAAUGGGGUUGGAGAGCAGAUGAGAUAGAAAGUGAGUAGUGGAGUAUUUAUAUUUAAAGGAACACUAUAGUCACCUAAACAACUUUAGUUUAAUGAAGCAAUUUUAGUGUAUAGAUCAUGCCUCUCAGGUUUCACUGCUCAAUUCACUGCAAUUUUGGAGUUAAAUCACUUUGUUUCUGUUUAUGCAGCCCUUGUCACACUUCCCCUGGCUCUGAGUGACACAGCCUGCAUGAAAAAAAAAACUGGUUUCACUUUCAAUUAGAUGUAAUUGACCUUAAAGGACCACUAUAGUGCCAGGAAAACACACAAGUUUUCCUGGCACUAUAGUGCCCUGAGGGUGCCCCCACCCUCAGGGUCCCCCUCCCGUCCGGCUCUGGAAAGGGGAAAAGGGGUAAAACUUACCUUUUUCCAGCGCUGGGCGGGGAGCUCUCCUCCUCCAAUCCUCCCCGUCGGCUGAAUGCGCACGCGCGGCAAGAGCUGCAUGCGCAUUCAGCCGGUCGCAUAGGAAAGCAUUAUCAAUGAUUUCCUAUGGACGCUUGCGUGCUCUCACUGUGAUUUUCACAGUGUGAAUCACGCAAGCGCCUCUAGCGGCUGUCAAUGAGACAGCCACUAAAGGCUUUGGGGGAAGGAUUAACCCAUUUAUAAACAUAGCAGUUUCUCUGAAACUGCUAUGUUUAUAAAACAAAUGGGUUAACCCUAGCUGGACCUGGCACCCAGACCACUUCAUUAAGCUGAAGUGGUCUGGGUGCCUAGAGUUGUCCUUUAAGCAAUUGUAUCUCUUUCUCUGUAAAUUGAACCUUAAUCACAUACAGGAGGCUCUUGCAGGGUCUAGCAAGCUAUUAAAGGACCAGUAUAGGCACCCAGACCACAUCAGCUUAAUGGUGCCAGGUCCAGCUAGGUUUAACCCUUUUUUUUUCUAUAAACAUAGCAGUUUCAGAAAAACUGCUAUGUUUAUAAUAGGGUUAAUCCAGCCUCUAGUGGCUGGCUCAUUGACAGCUGCUAGAGGCGCUUCUCACUGUGAUUUUCACAGUGAGAAGACGCCAGCGUCCAUAGCAAAGCAUUGAGAAUGCUUUCCUAUGGACUGGCUGAAUGCGCAUUCAGCCAAGGAGGAGGAAAGUUCCCCGCCCCGCGCUGGAGAAAGAGGUAAAUUUAACCCUUUCCACCCCCUAGAGCCCAGCAGGAGAGGGGCACUGAGGGUGGGGGCACCCUCAGGGCACUAUAGUGCCAGGAAAACAAGUGUUUUCCUGGCACUAUAGUGGUCCUUUAACAUAGCAGGGGAUAAGAAAAUCAAAAUUAAACAGAACUUGCAAUAAAGGAAGGAUAAACUUUAGAUGACUCUUUACAGGAAGUGUUUAGGGAGGCUGUUCAAGUCACAUGCAGGGAGGUGUGACUAUGGGUUAUAAACAACGUGAUUUAACGCCUAAAUGGCAGAGAAUUAAACAGUGAGGCUGCAGGGGCAUGAUCUAUACACUAAAACUGCUUCAUUAAGCUAAAGUUGUUUUGGUGACUAUAGUGUCCCUUUAAAUAAAGGUGCAUAUAUUACACAUAUACAUUUUGUUGACUUUUUUUUUGUACAGAUGUCUGGAGAGAUUUUCUCACCUUUGGAUAACUUGCAUGAUUUGGAGAAGGUGAAUUGCCACCCACUAGCUUGCUUUUUGUGCCACGAACAAUAUGAACAUCCGUGUCUGCUGGAUUGCUACCAUAACUUCUGUGCAAGCUGCCUCCGGGGCCGUGCCAUAGACAAUCGCCUCACCUGUCCUCUUUGUGGGUAUGUUUGCAUGGCAAAAACUGUAUCUGUUAAUCUGAUAUGUAAACACAGGCGUGCUAAACUCAAUCUUUAUAUGAAAACUGAACUGUGAUUUGAGAAAAGCCUUGAGGUUUGCCAAGUUUAAAUUAACUUUUGUAUGAUAUGUUAACCUUUUUUUUAUUUAGAAUUUUUGCAAUUAUACUUGUUAUAAAAAAACACUAGAAUAUCAAAUUUAUCUUUUUUCCUUGCUGAAUUGGGCUUGGGAGUUUGAAAAUUUGAUUUAUAUGUCUCAUUGGGUAAUUAAAAUAAUAAUUCAAUAAGACCCCCAUAUAACUAUAAUGGAGGUAUUUUACCUCCCUGUUCCCCCACUUGCCGAAUGGGUUUUAUCUCCUAAGUGUCUAAACUUAGCGACUGGACUGGCCCUAUCACAUCACAUUUGAAAAAUGACAUGGGGGACAUAGUCCUCCCCAUGCCCCCACCUUUUUUGGUUGAGGAAUUUCUAAAAAAGUAAUGGGGUUGGACAGAUGACUAUUACUAUACCUAUUUCAGAUCACCAUUUUAGUUAAUAUAAUUAAUGGGGGCGGGGGGUACUAUAAUAUUCCCUUACUUACUUAUUCCCUUACUGUCUCUCAGAUAUUUUGAGUUGGCUGAUUAUCAUUGCCUCCCACUCCUGCUGAUCAGCUACAAGCCAGUCAUGUAAAGAACAGUGACCUAUCUUCCAAACAACAUGGGAUUUUUUUUUUCUUAAGAAUAUAUUUUCACUGAUGUUUACAAAGGGAUUGGUACCACCUAUCUAGCGAUUCUUGUAAACUACAUACACCCCUUCAAUGCAUUGGUGUUCCCUGAUGGUAGGGGCCUUUGUCAGCAGGAUAAUGCACCCUGCCACACUGCAAAAAUGGUUCAGGAAUCAUUUGAGAAACAUGGCACGAGUUCAAGGUGUUUUCUUGGCCUGCAAAUUCCCCAGCUCUAAAUCCGAUUGAGCAUUUGUGGGCUGUGCUGGAACAACAAUUUUGAUCCAUGGAGGCCUCACCUUCCAUUUGCAAGAUUUAAUUGAUCUGCUGCUUGAUGCCAGAUACCACAGGACAUGUUCAGAGGUCUUGUGGAGUCCAUUCCUCAACUCAUUAAAAGCUGUAUUUGCAGCAGGAGGGGAAUCUACACAAUAUUAGGCAGGUAGUUUUAUUGUUGUUACUGAUCAGCGUAUACCGAUUAGGGUUAGGAGGGAGUUAUUAAAAUAUUGGAAGGUUGGGGAGCCUUUGGCUAGCUGGAAAGGCUUUAAAAUAAAAUACUAUUCCACACCCAUAAAGCACAUCAGUUUGCUUCCAGUUUAUAAAAGUGACCAAGUCAGAACUUUUAGAAUUAAGUUAUGAAACCGCUCCGUGGCUGUCAGUGAAAUAGCCAGGGAGGUUUGCUUACUCCUUAUGUUACCUUCUCCGAGUUAACAGAAGUGGCAGGCACGCUCUACUUGAGCACACCUGCUUUCUCCCACAUUUUCCUCAUGGAUCUUAAAUUGCUAAUAUGCAGUUAGUUAUUUCCCUGUGAAGAGAUUGAACAUUUAUCCCAGGGGGAAUAUGAGAGGACGUGCAAAGGGUGCAGCUUUUGCAAGCUCUUUAGACAUACUUCCCAUGAAUACAGUUAGUUGGAAUGUAUCUACUAAACAGUGAUUUAAAAAAAUAGUGACUACUUUUGUCUUUCUGAGAAUUUAAAGAUUGAUAUGUUUUGAAUAAAUGUGGCUGUGAUAAUCCAUCAUAGUGAACAUUUAUCCUCUGCUAUUGGACAGCUGUCUGUGACGAUAGUCAUGUAUCCAAUUGUUGAUUCACAUUUUAUUAUAUCAGAAUAAUGUAAGCAGAAAUGCAAGAUGUUCACAAAGGUCCUGUGUGAUUAGUAAAUAGACAGGACAUUGACACGAGUGGUCAUAUGUUGCAUUAUAUCUGCUGAUCACAUGAUAUAAUAUCUCAAUGAUGUGGUUUGGGACUGUGUGCCAUUUCCUCCUCUAACGUGCGAGCAGGCCAGAACUGGCUAAUCGGGCAAAUGCCCAGUGGCCGCGAUGGCCAUAGGCCAAGGCCGGCAGAGGAAAUCACAGGAUCUCCCCUGCCAGUCCCUGCAGGGCCAGAGCUAUCAGAGUGCCUGCCCUGCUAUGUGCCUUUAUGGGCCGGUGGGGAGAUCAAAGAUCUUCCACCUGCACUUUACUGGGCAGCCAGGAGGUAGGAGGGAGGAGAGAGAGGACCCGGGAGCUCUGUCUAGCAGCUCCGCCAAGUCCUUCAUAUCACGAGGUCGGAGCGUUGCUGCGGUUACCGUGGAAACACUCUGGAUCUCGUGUGAGUAAACUCACUGAUGGACCACCAGGGCUUCUCCACCGGACCACCAGGGCAGCAAUCUCCCCCCUCCCUGGGCAAAGGUAAGAAGGGAGGAGAGAAUAUAACUAAAAAAGGAGAUUAAAUACAUGGCUACUUCUAUUCAUUUUAAAUACAUGGUUUUAUUAUUUAAAAAAAUAAAAAUGAAUAUAUAUAUUUGCCUAUAUCUGCACCCUCACAUACACACAUUGCACCACAGACACACAGUACACAUGCUGCACCACACACACACACUGCACCACAGACACACACAGUGCAUCCUUCUCACACACACACACACUGCACCACACACAAAUACAGUGCAUCCUUCACACACACAGUGCACUCUCUCACACACACAACAUGCCUUAUACACACUACACCACUUACAAACACUACAUCCCUUGUAAACACUCUGUAUCCACUACACACACACAGAGGCGGCUCUAGACUUUGAGGCCUUAGGCGAAACUCAAACAUGAGGCCCCACUAAUAAAAAAGUGAAAAAAUAGAGUUGCAAUACAUGCACACUGUUACAUAUACACAUUGAUGCACAUUGAUGCAGCUACCCCAGACACACAUGGUCCCAGACAAAAACGCAAACAUGUGUCUGACAGAGUAUCCUUGUGUGUGUGAAUGUGUGUCUCUGUGAGCAUGUUUGCGUUUUUGUCUGGGACCAUAUGUGUCUGGGGUAGCUGCUUGAAGUGUAUUGUGUGUAUGGGGGGGGUGAUGGUGAGAGAGAGGGGGGGUGAUGGUGAGAGCACUGACUAAUCGGGGGGGAGGGGGGGGAUUCUCCCCUGCCGGCUAAUGCAGGGCUGGCAUUGUCCAAGUGCCAGCCCUGUAAUGUGCCUGCGGACUGGGGAUGGAGAUCAGAUAUCUCCCUCCCCGGUCCGCAGGCACUGUGCUGACAGCCGGCAGGUGGAGGGAGUGAGAGAGGACCCGGGAACUCUUACCUGCAGCUCCUCCGGGUCCUACUCUCGCGAGAGUGAACUCUGGCCCUGGAGCAAAGGGCUAGAGUUCACCUCAACACCACUAGGACCACCAGGGAAUCCCCACCGGACCACCAGGGAUCAAGAAAUGUCCCCCUUCCUCCUCAAUAAAGGUAAGAAGGGAAGGGGGACAUAAUUAUAUAAAUUUUAUUAAAUAAAAAUUAAAAAGCCUCCCUACCCUCCUUCCCCCCCAUACACACACUGCACACCCAUAGACACAUUCCCCCCAUUCACACACUGCCCCCCAUUCACAUACACUGCCCCACACACACAUACAGUGCCCCCCCAUACACACACUGCCCCAAACACACACACACCUGCCCCAUACACACAUUGGACUCAUACACACACUGCCCCCAUACACAUACAGUGCCCCCCAUACACACACUGCCCCACACACACACACCCCCAGACACACACACUGCCCCCACACACCUGACACUGCCCCCCCAUACACACAAUGUCCCACACACCCAUACAGAGCCCCCCCAAACACACAUACACUGCAACUCUCACACACACUGCCCCCUCACAUACACACUGCCCCCAAACACACACACUGCAACCCUGACAUACACUGCCGCCCUCACGCACACACUUCACCGCUCACACACACACACACACACUGCUCCUUUAAUACACACUUCACCCUUAAAACAUACCACUGCUCCUAUGCCCUAUAUCCCAGCAGACACCAGGUAAGGUGUCAAACUGUUCUUAAACGGUUUGACUACUUACUCUGGGAUGGGAUCCUGGCACUACUGACACCAUAACUACUAUACUGAGCUGUAGGGGUUAUUGUGUCUGGAUUAUUUCUUUUAAAUAAUCUACAAGUGCCCCUCCCGAGAUCAGGCUCUGGAUCCACCACUGGGUGAGAAGGAGAUGGGGAGAGGCGGGUGAUGGUGUGGGGUGUGAUGGUGAGAGGGAGUUGAUGUUGAGGGGUGAUGUGAGGGGUUGAUACCGAGGGGGUGAUGCUCAGGAGGUGGUGAGGGGUGAUGAUAGUGAGGAGGGGUGGUUAUGGUGAGGGUGAUCCUGAGGAAGGGGUGAUGGUGAGGUGUUAUGCUGAGAAGGGGGUAAUGCUGAGGGUGGUGAUAGUGGGGGUGAUGCUGAGGUGGUGGUGGGGUGAUGGUGGGGGUGAUGCUGAGUGUGGAUGCUGGGAGUGAUAGUGAGGGGUUGAUACUGGGGUAGUGAGAGGGUGAUAGUGAGGGGGUUGUGCUGGGGGUGAGUGAGAGGGUGAUGGUGAGGGGGGUUGAUGCUGGGGUUGUGAGGAGGGGGUGAUAGUGGGGGUUGAUGCUUGGGGUGGUGAGAGGGGGUGAUAGUGGGGGUGAUGCUGAGGGUGGGGAGGGGUGAUAGUGGGGGUGAUGCUGGAGGUUGGGAGGGUAAUGUUGAGGGGUGGUGAGAGGAGGUGAUGGUGGGGGUUGAUGCUGAAGGUUGUGAGGGGGUGGUGGUGGGGGGUGAUGCUGGGGGUGGUGAGGGGGUGAUGCUGAGGGUGAUGCUGAGGGUGGUGGGGGGUGAUAGUGAGGGGGAGGGUGAUGCUGAGGGUAGUGAGGGAGUGAUGUGAGGGGGAGGUGAUGCUGAGCGUGGUGGGGGGGUGAUAGUUAGUGGUGGGUGAUGCUGAAAGAGGGGAGGGGGAGACAACAUAUCUUUUCUUCCCUGGUGGUCCAGUGGGCUGCCUGGUGGUCCGGUGGCCAUUGCUUCCGGUCUGCAGCUCCGCAGAGCUGCAAACCAUGUAAUCUCGCAAGACCAUCAGAGCGUUGUCAUGGUAACUCGGGGCAACGCUCUGAUUGGCCAGUUCUCGCGAGACACAUGGUCUGCAGCUCUGCUCAGUGCAGAGCUGCAGACCGGUGUCUGCGGUACCAUGCAAGCCGCCUGGUCUCCUCCUGGUGUCUUCCCACAGGCAGUUUAGGCAGCCGCGAGGCCUUAGGUGGCCGCCUGAACUGCCUAAUUAGAGAGCCGCCUCUGCACACACACACACACACACACUCCCCUAUAGACACACACUGCACCACCUACACACACCAUAUAUUUUACAUACACACUCUGGAUCCCCUAUAAACACACUAGAUGCUCAAGCAUGCAGUCUACAUUCCAGAAAACACACACUCUCUACAAUUUAUACACAUACUGCAGUACCUAUGCACACACUUAUUACACCUAUACACAUACACACUCUCACUCUCUUCAGUCCCUAGUUACACAUAUUACAUCACAGACACAUCGCAACUGAAAUCAAAUAAUUUACACAAAACACCACACCACAAUCAGCUCACUAUACACACACAUGUGCAUAAGCAGCGAGCGCAUUAGGCCCUUCGUCUAGAAAAAGCAUUGCUUUCAUAUGAGGAUUCAACGCACGCUGGAUGUCCUCAUGCACUGCCAUUAGAGCCAGUUAUAUUCCUGCAAUGUAAUUAUUGCAGUUUCUCAAAAACAGCACUGAUUUGCAUUGCAAGACUAAGGGGGACAUGGACACUGCACCCAGACUACUUCAAUGAGCUGACGUGCUCUGGGUGCCUAUAGAGUCCCUUUAAGUCUCUAAUAUGAAUGUAAAUGGAAGCAGAGCAUAUAAUGGAAAAAAAAAAGAUUAGCACACGUAAUAGGUAAUUGUCAAGGUUUUAUUCAGCAGUUUACACUUCCAGACAGUUCUACUUUAAUGCAUUGGUCCAUGAUUAAUGAUACAAUAGGUAAAAUCGAAUUUUUUAAAGGAACACUAUUGUCACCUAAACAACUGUAGCUUUAUGAAGCAGUUUUAGUGUAUAGAUCAGGGCUGUCCAACCUGUGCCCCCCCAGAUGUUGCUGAACUACAACUCCCAUGAUUCCAUGGAUAACUGUUUCAUUGAAAGAAUCAUGGGAUUUGUAGUUCAGCAACAUCUGGGGGUCCGCAGGUUGGACAGUCCUGGUAUAGAUAAUGCCUCUGAGGUUUUACUGCUCAAUUCACUGCCAUUUAGGAGUUUAAUCACUUUGUUCCUGUUUAUGCAGCCCUUGCCACACCUCCCCUGGCUAUGACUGACACAGCCUGCAUGAAAAAAAAAAUGGUUUCACUUUCAAUCAGAUGUAAUUUACUUUAAAAAUUGUAUCUCUUGCUCUGUAAAUUGCACUUUAAACACAAAAAGGAGGUUCAGGGUCUAGCAAGCUAUUAACAUAACAAGGUAUAGCAAAAACUUGCCAUAAAGAAAGGAUAAACUUUAGAUGACUCUUUACAGGAAGUGUUUAGGAAGGCUGUGCAAGUCACAUGCAGGGAGGUGUGACUAGGGUUCAAAAACAAAGUGAUUUAACUCCUAAAUGGCAGAGAAUUGAGCAGUGAGGCUGCAGGGGCAUGUUCUAUACACCAAAACUGCUUCAUUAAGCUAAAGUUGUUUUGGUGACUAUAGUGUCCCUUUAAGGUUUGUUCACAAUAAAUGACAAGGUUAUACAUUAAUGUAUGAAUUGUUGGAAAUUUAGAAGUAAUUCAAAGUAAACUUCAAGAUUUAAACCAAAAUAGCAGAAUUGAUAACAAAGUUGACUCUGAUUUUUUUCCAAUUAGGCUAUGUUGAAAUUUUGAAAUUCACUUUGAAUUACUUACAGUUUAAAUUUUAGUGAAUAAUCCUGCAAAGUAUUGUCAUCCUCUUUCUGAAAAACGAAAUUUCACUUUUCUAGUCAGAAUCAAAGCCUACUCUUGUCUGAUCCUUGAAUUAAGAUUACUCCUGACUUUCAAAGGUGGUUUAACGCCAUAAGGACCAAACUUCUGGAAUAAAAGGGAAUCAUGACAUGUCACACAUGUCAUGUGUCCUUAAGGGGUUAAAGCUGAUCUAAACACUGAUUUGAUGCUUUAUUUUUUAGUCGAUAUAAAAACUGUUCAGGUGUCAUUUCCACUUUAAAAUUAAUUUGUUUUGUAGAAAAACAUACAAAGCCUUAGGAUUACAAGUGAUGCUUCAAAUAGAAUAUGGCUUAUCACAAUUACUUUAGCACAGAACAGCUGCACAAGUGCUUCUACUUUUAGCUCACAAUGGAGAAGAGAAGCAGCUCACAAACAAUAAAUAGGAAAGUUAUUGAGCAUGAUUUUGUGUUUAUGGAACCACUAAAAAUAUAUUCAACGUGGCUAUCCCAUGCAUUUAUGAAUGAUUUACAUAGUGAAUUAAAAAAAAAAAAAGUUUUAAAUUAAAGGAUUACUCUAUGCAUUAAAGCAAAUGUAGCUCAUUGAAGCAGUUUUGUUAUACAGUAUAUAUCAAAUGCUCAAUUAUCUGCUCUUUAGUUAAAGGGACACUGUAACUGCUUCAGCUGAUUGAAGUGGUUAUAGUAUUUUGAUUCUGUGACAAACUGCCUUUUGUCACUGGGUUUUUAUGUGACCAGCUGCCCUUUUCCCCUGGCUUUUGGAGGAGCCUGAUUGUCAGCCUCCUGACUCAUGACUAUGGCAUUGGGUUGUAUGGCCCUUUAAAAACUUUAUGUGGGCAUAUUGGGACUUUUUGGAACAAUGCCCCUUUAAGACUGUGUCCCCAGACCUUUAAAAUAUUUUGUUCAUGGCUCUUCCCCACUUGGUUCGGUAAAUGGGUCUUACCGAACCAAUUACUGCACAGGCGGACCACACAGAAGUGGAAGUGUGCUGCUAAUUUACCUCCCAGGCUGGCGGUUAACCGCAGGUUAAUUACCGACCGCUGGGUGGCCGCCGUUCGUACAAUCGAACACGUGGCGGCGGCUGUCUUUAUUUAGUCGAACGCGGUCAGCGGUGUGUGCCACUGAAUCCAUAAAACUAAAAUCGGCUACACAUUUGCACGAACACAGCUGACCCUUACCUUCUCCUCCACUUCGACGCUUUGGCUAAAAUUGAAGUGCGUUCGAUUUGAACGCACAGCUAUACUAAGCCAUUUGCACAAAUGGUGCAUUUUUCGUGCAUUCGAAUGGGACUUAGUCAUUUAUGCAGUGUAAAAUAGACCGACCGCACAGCCCAAAUCUAUGGAACUGUUUUGGGCAGGAAAGCCAUGCUUGCGGUCGGUCAAAAAGAACUUCCAGCUAACUUUUUAACCACUGGAGGGAAUUGUCUGAUUUUGGGUAUGUUUGUAUUUGAAGUAUGCUGAUUAAUAAUAUGUAACUUAUGGAGAUUGUAUGUAUAUUGUGUGAGUUAUGAGAAUGUAUAAAAACUUUAUAUUUUCCUGCCUGUGAUAAUUAAAGGACCGCUGUAGGCACCCAGACCACUUCAGCUUAAUUAGGUGGUCUGGGUGCCUGGUCCAGCUAGGUUUAACCCUUUUUUCUAUAAACAUAGCAGUUUCAGAGACACUGCAAUGUUUAUAUUAGGGUUAAUCCAGCCUCUAGUGGCUGUUUCAUUGACAGCUGCUAGAGGCGAUUCUCACUGUGAUCUUCACAUUCUGAAUGCUUUCCUAUGGACUGGCUGAAUGCGCACGGCUCCUGCCGCGCAUGCGCAUUCAGCCAAAGAGGAGGCGGAGAGGAGGAGGAGAGCUCCCCGCCAGGCGCUAGAGAAAGAGGUAAGUUUAACCCCUUCCUCCCCCUAGAGCCCGGCGUGAGGGGGACCCUGAGGGUGGGGGCACCCUCAGGGCACUAUAGUGCCAGGAAAACAAGUGUUUUCCUGGCACUAUAUUUAUCCUUUAAGUUAACCCAUUGUGUACAGUAAUUAUAUCACAGGCAGAGGGGAGGAUUUUGUUGGAAUGAAUGGGAGUGUUUCACUGUAUUGUACGUGUUUGGCUGUUCUACAAAACCAUGUGGGUGGUAACUGUGUGUAAAAACUUGCAUAAAAGAAAGCCCUUUGGUGCUGAUUAAACAAAUCAUCUUGUACCUUCAUGAAGUUUCGACUCAUGUUUGGGGGAUUGGAGAACUACACUCUGGGGAUUGCUAUAAUCACUUUACUCCCCAGGGUAUAAUCACUAAGCUCUGCUAAGAGCUUGUUCCUGUUCCUGCUCUCUGGAAUUCGGAGAGGUCGACCUACUGGAAGCUGGACCCUGGUCUUGGGUCCAGAGUGGGUGGAGACGCCGAGACCCGAAACAAGCUGUGGCGGUUCGUGGGAGUCUACAGUGGUUAUGGUGUCUGGCAGAGUGCUUGGAGUCCUCGAAAAAUAAUUUAGAUCCAAGGCAUAUGAGCCAUAUAGGAACUGAUGCAGGAAUCUCUUAAGUUAUUUUUCCUUCGUUGUACUCGAUGUGUAAAAAGUUGUAUAAGCAAAAACAUUAAAAAAAAAAAGAGAUUUUUUUACAUUUUAUUCAUACUUAAAGGGACACUUCUAACCUCUGAAGCAGAUAGGCAAAGUAACAAGCAUGCUAUUCAGGUAGUGCAUAUUGCUGUUGCUACCAACAGGUGGCGCUAUACAGGCUUCACAACCAUAUCCACCUACUUUGUAGCAAGCAUCAGUAGGACAGGAGAUACAAUACGUAUAACAAUAAAACAAUACCCACCUCGCACCUAUAAUUAAUACAGGGUGACUUAGACAUAGGCGUAGUCCAGGGUCCUACAUAAAAUUGUGAUGGGCAAUUGUGGGUAUAAUACACAUUGCUACAUUGUAUUUCUUUAAACUGCAACUGUUUCUUUAACUAAUAACCUUUUACCUAUUUACAGUACACAACAUGUUUACUCCAUCUUGUCUUAAUUUAAUGCAAUAACAAUUCAAGGCUUUGCCUAUGUCAUCCUAACGUCUAGUCCAAAUACAGAUUAAAGAUGUCUAGGUUAUGACAUUAGACUUAUUUUGUUAUAUGACCUUCUCUUAACCCUAAGGUGUAUGUCAACCUAACUUCUAGUCCAAAUACAGAUUAAAGAUGUCUAGGUUAUGACAUUAGACUGAUAAGGGUGUUUUUCCUUUAUUUUUAUAUAUGAACUGCUUUUAACCCUAAAAUGAAUUAACCCAUACAUUACCAGUAGUAAUUAGAAAUGCUAUACUAUAUAUACAUGCUAGAUCAAUGCUAGAUAGAGACAUACUGACCGACUCUGGAGGUGACAUACUGAGAGAUUACCUGUAUAAUCAGGAGGGUAUGUUAUACUAAUUAUAUUGCAAGCAUUUAUUCAUUUAAUCUUGUAUACUCUGCUUUAUGAUAUAUUAAUGGAUCUUUAUUCAUUUAUCCAAUAAACUAUAUUAAUAAGACAAAAGUUAUUGCUUCCAACUCCUAUUUUUAUUGUAUUCUCAAUUAUUUAUGUAUUUUAAAUAGAGAAACUCUAUACCGACUAUACAAUAUUUAGCUAAGAUAUCUGUAUGGUUAGCCCUGCUAAAUUCUAAGUUAUAAGACGUUAUAUCGGUAAAUUGGAGUACGAACGGUUACAAAAUGUCCAUAUGAAACCCCAGGUGAUGGUGACUGCCAUCACAAACUAUAAUAUUCCAGCCAAUGGAGGAGGCUUUAACCCUGCAAUGUACAUAUGCAUGUUCCUGAUGUGCCCCCAAUUUGCCCCUUUUUUGCGUAGGUUUUGAAUCCAGAACAAAUUCCUUUAGGGGGCGAGCAACACACCCAUGCACAAUUGGUGCCCCUUUGGUAGUGACCACAGAAAAGCAUAAAUUGAGGAGAGACUCUAGAAGCAGUUUAAGCAUCAAGUAUUGCAGUUAGUAUGUUAAUCUCCCAUAGUAAAAUUAGUAUAGGCCGCUCCGAUAAUGGGGUACUGUGAUGUAGUUGUGGACUUAACACAAUAUUGCCAUGUGGUAUAACUGAAUCCCCAUAUUUGUUAGCUGAGAUAGGUGAUUUAAGUAGCCUUGUAAAAAAACAGUUCCCAUGCUCAAUCAGUCUUGUGCUUACCAGGCUGCCUGCAUCAAAGGGGUUAAUAAUGUACCACUGUUUUAAUAUUGUUCAUACUUACUGGAGCCCCCUGGUGGCAAUGUUUUUAUUCAAUGAUUGCUAGCCAAAGUAAAAACUAUAUAUCAUUUUUUCAUUUUCACAAUAAUUAUAGAAAGAAAAAAAAAGCAUCUAUUGGUAACACAAAAUCUUGGCAUUUUUUAUAGGGUACUCAUCUAAGUAGGCUUGAAUAUAUUUAGAGGCAAAUCAGAUUUCAGGAUUUGAAAAUUAUAAGCAGACAUUAUUUUGGAUCUCCUGUUGUAUACCUUCUUGUACGCAAAAGGAAUCUGUGCUUCAUUCCAUUUUCUUAUCCCACAGGGAAUAGAGAUACUCCUGUAUGGAUAUGGAGAUAUAUAUAUAUAUAAAAAAUUUUAAACAAGGUUAUGAUCUACAAAGUGUAGCACGUGUUGUAGAAAUAUUGCUUUUUCUUUAUUCGAUUGUUUAGAAAUCUUUUACUUGUGUGAAAACAAAAGCCAACCUAGCUACAUCAAUAACACAAAUGAUAUACAUUUAUACAGAAAGAUAACAUGUAUGGCAUGGCUAAUCAACCCUCAGCUCCAAUUAUUCAGGAACACGAGUGGUCUGUUGGCUGCUGAUAUUAAUUAUCCAUCUAAUUCAAUUGCUUACAAAUACGUUGGAUGGAGAAUCCUGGAUUUUGGUAUUAUGGUAAUGAUUUCCUUGCAAAUAAUUGCCUUCUGACUGUGUGACAUCUGGUUAAUGAGGAAUAGAUUUUCAUACACACACACACUUUAAAGAAAAGAUCCUGUUCUUUUUUAAAAAAAUUUUAUGAAGCAUUAUUUUGUUCAUUAUAUAGUUCAGUAUAUUUGACUACGCAUCUUACUCAGACUUACAAUGAAGCAAAAUAACCCUGCCGAGGGCUUAAAACUAUUUUCCCAGCUGGCUACUAUUGCUGUCAACAAUUAUUGUUGGCUUGCAAAAAGCAAAUGAGGGAUAAUUUGUGUAUGUGCAUCCUACCAGAUACAUUUGGUCCAGAAUUUCUUUAAAAUCUGUGUUUUGUAAAUGUACGGAUUCUAUAGAAUUCAAAUGCGAAAAAGCACUGAUUUUAAAGUUAACAUUGAGUGCAUCCUGACGAAUGGUGCAGCAUCAGUCUGGCUGACCGAAUUCCAAACAGAUUUGUGAUUGGUAAAUAUCCAAUCUGGGAAAAGGAUCUGAUGCAAUGUUCUUUCAGUCUGAAUAUCUGUCUAUAUUUCUUUUUGUUUAAUAUGCAGAGGAGGAAUAAAAUGACUCUUAAAGGGACACUGUAACUGAUCUUACUAAAGUGGUUAUAGUGUCUGGAAUCCACUGCUGCCUUUAUUUGGCUUAAACCAUUUAUAAUUUUUUAAAGCUAAACAAGAGUCUCAAGUAGCUGAUUCUUUAUUUUCUGCUUGGGCUAAAAAGGACGCAUUAAAGGGAACAUCAAUGGGUGAAGGUGAGUGUCAGCUAAUUGCUUUCCGCCUAUCACAUCCCACAUUGCUGGUAUGAAUUGGUACGACUAGAAGGAAGCGUAUAAUCUAUGUCUUAGACAUAUUUCCAGUAAGGGCCUGGCUGCUGAUGGCCAUGGAUCCUAGUUUAGUGUUAAACUGCUCAAAAAUGGUUCUAAAUUUAACAGAAGAACAGUACCAGGGGACUCCUGGUACCAUAACCAAUUAAAUGAGAUGAAAUGGUUAGAAUGCCAACAGUAUUCCCUUAAUAUGUGCAAGUUCAUAUUCCCUACAGCUAGGGUUUACCUAUCAAACCUAAAGCACUGUAGCUUAAACUGUCACCGUCUGGGGACUUUGCAUGAUUUGACAUUGACAUCGCCGCUGAAGGUCCGGUGGCCUGGGGGACAAGCAAAGGUGAGUUUUACUUACCUGUCCCUAGCAGGCACUACCAUCCUCUUUGGCUGGUCCUCUUCUGCCACUACUGUACUCUCGCACAUGUUCCUUAGAUUAGAUUUAAUUUCCCUGCAGCUGCCACUGGUGACAGCUGGGAGAAAAGACAAAUUUGAUGUUAGGAAAAUGGAUUCACAGCGACAACUAUCAGUCUUGUGCAUUCCAGCAAGAAUGAGAGCACAAAAACUGCCUUAAACAGGAACUGGAGACCUAUCAAGACCAGAUUUGACCUGGGGACCUGUCAAGACCAGAUUUGACCUGGAGACCUGCCAAGACCAGAUUUGACCUGGAGACCUGCCAAGACUAGGUUUGAGGGCAAACUAUAGUCAGAAAUUUUUUAGCACCAUUAUCUGGGAACUGCACCAAGAUGCUCCUAACAUCGUAAGCUCUAGAGCGAGCAGUAAUGAUUAUGAUUGUUGGAGUAACCCUUUAAGGUUGCUAAUAUUGUAAAAGACUCCACCAUCAUCUCUAGCUCUGUGAGACCAAAGAGAUCCUACCUUUCAUCAUCUUUUACACAGAUCAUAACCGGAACCAGGGAUAGGCAACCUUUGGAACUCCAGAUAUUGUGGACUACAUCACCCGUAAUGCUAUUGCAGCCACAACCCAUUCCUUAAUUCAUAGAAUGUGCUAGGGUUUUCUAGAGUCAAAGCAAUAUGUGGCUGAAAGAGUGGUCCAAGCUAAUAAAAAUGGACCUGCACACUUACAUUCAGUACACUCCCUAACCGCUGCUCCAGCAGCUUUGAGAUCAACAAUGAUGACCUUGAUCCAAUCAAAUGCUUCUCAUUGACAGACACUUGCGACCCACGAGGCAUGCUCUGUAAUCACAGUGAUCUGCCAAUCUGAUGCAUUGCAUGAUGGAGUUGAAUGUGAAGUUUUUCAAUGAAGUGGAGACAAUUGGUUAAUUAUGUAAAUUGGAAGUUUCAAGUCAUUGCACUGAAAUCGUUGCUAUUACAUAUACAGGGCACAUACUCACUGCAAUAUUAUUUGCAAAACUCUUUCCAGCUGAUUCCUUGUUUAAUACAUAGUUACAUAAAACAAUGAUCAUCAUCGCAUUACCUAGAGCAGUACUUCUCGAACGAGACCUCAAACAGCACCGAUUGUCCGACUUCUAUCAAUGUCCCCGCUGGUACUGGAUUGUGUAAUCUUUAAGUCAUGGACAAGUGAUGCACCUGAAGAAGUGGGUUGAGAACCGUUGGGCUAGACCACGUCAAACUAUAUAACUGAUUUUGGUUUUAUUGUGAUUACUGCACAAGAUUAAUCGUUUCAUUUAUUAAUUAAUCUAUUUUCCACAGACAUCAAUCUAUAGUGAAAGGGAAUAAUGGCCUUCCUCCAGUUGAUAGACUGCUUAAGUUUUUGGUGGACAGUUCGGCUGACAGCGAAGAAGUGGUCCAGUGUGCCAACUGUGACCUAGAAUGCAAGAAACAGGUUAGAUUAAAUAUAUAAUAGUGAUCUACAGUAUUUUUUCUUUUUUUUUCUUAUAUUGUUGAAUAUACAUUGUAUUGACACCCCAUAUGAACAUCUAAGUAGAUUAUUCACACCUGCUUUUGCCUACUUGUCCAGUGACAUACCCAGAGAUAAAAAUUGUAUUUAUACUAUUUAUUAUAUUGCAAUAUGCUCUAAAAUAGACUUAGUAUUAGCUUGGUUUGAGGAUCCUUGCAACCCUUGGCAAAUUUGCAUUAAAUAUUGUCUUCGUACAUGAGUUUCUUGACUGAGGGUAUUCAGUAACAACAUGGUGCCAGUAAAAUUAAAGCGAUACGCCAUUGUCAAAGUACAAAAAAAAAUAAUGGUAAAAAAUCCAUAAUUACAGUUUAGUACAGUUAUAGCAAAUCUUUUUGAGCCAUAGUGCCCAAACUGCAAGAGAAAACCAACAUAUUUAUCUUAAAAUGCCAACACUGCAAUUAAACCUGAAAACUGAGAUUUAUUUUAGAAAAACAUGUGACCAUCACAUGAGGAGUCUGUCUUUCUCUAGUUCUGCUCCACCUGACUAUUCAACCUAUUAUGUCUUACUCUACAUCCCUGGAUCAGUAAUGACCCCUGCAGAUCCAAGCCUGCUCUAGCAGUUCCCCGUAUAGAGAGCAUUAGUGACACAUAGACACAUAGAAUGUGAUGGCAGAUAAGAACCAUUCAGCCCAUCUAGUCUGCCCAAUUUUCAAAAUAUUUUCAUUAGUCCCUGGCCUUAUAUUAUAGUUAGGAUAGCCUUAUGCCUAUCUCACGCAUGCUUAAACUCCUUCUCUGUGUUAACCACUAGCACUUCAGCUGGAAGGCUAUUCCAUGCAUCCACUACCCUCUCAGUAAAGUAAUACUUCCUGAUAUUGAAGACUAUGUCCUCUUGUUGUGGUAGUUUUUCUUCUUUUAAAUAUAGUCUCCUCCUUUACUGUUAAUUCCCUUUAUGUAUUUAAAUGUUUCUAUCAUAUCCCCCAUCUCGUCUUUCCUCCAAGCUAUACAUGUUAAGAUCCUUUAACCUUUCCUGGUAAGUUUUAUCCUGCAAUCCAUGAACCAGUUUAGUAGCCUUUCUCAGAACUCUCUCUAAAGUAUCAAUAUCCUUCUGGAGAUACGGUCUCCAGUACUGCGUACAAUACUCCAAGUGAGGUCUCCACCAGUGUUCUGUACAAUGGCAUGAGCACUUCCCUCUUUCUACUGCUAAUACCUCUCCUUAUACAACCAAGCACUCUGCUAACAUUUCCUGCUGCUUUAUUACAUUGUCUGCCUACCUUUAAGAAAUAAUUACCCCUAAAUCCCUUUCCUCAGAUGUUGAUGUUAGGACUCUAUCAAAUAUUCUGUACUCUGCCCUUGGGUUUUUACGUCCAAGAUACAUUAUCUUGCACUUAUCCACAUUAAAUGUCAGUUGCCACAACUCUAACCAUUUUUCUAGUUUACCUAAAUCAUUUGCCAUUUGGCUUAUGCCUACUGGAACAUCAACCCUGUUACAUAUCUUCGUAUCAUCAGCAAAAUAGCUUGGUUGCUAUGUCUAAGUGCUGCUCCCCUGUGCAGUUCCUGGGCACACUCCCCUGUGCAGGACCUGGGCACACUCACUCCAACAGCAUCCACCAGCUGGCUCACUGCACUUUACUGAGAGGUUAAAAAAAAAAAAUGUAUUCUUGUGAUUUCUGAGCACCCUUGAUGCUUUGUUUCCUGCACAGGAUACACUCCCAGAGACAUCACUAGCCUAGGCAAUGACAGUAGUGACAUGGCUUAAAACUUUAUUUCCAUGCUCCCACAUAGGGCUUAGCAACACCUUUAUCCCCAUUACUAUACUGCCUGUCACAAACCUGAGGGGGAGUGGGGCUGAGUGCCACACUCCUAGCAUAGUCCUGACCCAGGAUGGGGGAGCAUAAGAGAAUAGCUCAGUGUGCCUGAGGAGCGUUUAUAAAAAAAAAUGUGGCAAGCUUAUGUCUCGUGUGCCAGCAUGCAUGCCAUAGGUUCGCCAUCGCUAGUUUAGUAAUUAAAGCCCCAAUGAAAACAUGCAUGCAUUUAGUUAUGAUUUUUUUUUCUUUGGGGAUAUAUCUAAAAACAGCUUGCAAAAUCUGUAAAUAUUUUGUCUGCAGCAUUUGCAAGCCCACCCCUUAAUACCCAGCCCAAAUUUUCUGUGGCCAUCCAAUCAGACUUCCCAGUGCAGCUCAAUGGGAAGUAUUUGCAAGGCAAGGUUUAGUAUGUGAGCUGAAGUGGCCUGGGUGGUAAUUGAAAUAUCUCCUCCAGCACUUGCAUUGGCCAGAAGGAGGUGGACAAUGUUCUUGGAAAAGUUUGGGAUGUAUAUCGGUAAAGAGUAUGAGUAGGAAUUGCAUUUCACCAAAAGUUGGGAAAUAUUUCAUGAGCACCAUGGCAUCUAAACUAAUUUUAAUGUGUUAUAGAAUGUUUUCGUUAUAAUAAAAUGUUUCUUUGACUCUCUUUCCUAGGAUGGAGACGUGAUGUUUUAUUGCAACACUUGCAACCAGCCACUGUGUGUCAAGUGCAGAGAUGAAACUCAUAAAGCAAAAAUGUUCUCCCGUCAUGAGAUAGUUUCACUGUCGAAACAUGCAAAAGACAUACAUAAAAAAUGUUGUAAGUAUAUCAGUAACCUAAAUAUACAGCCUCUGAUCUCUUUAUUAAUUGAGAGGAAUGUGGAAACUCCAAACCCAAAUAUAGUUAAGUACUAUAAGGCGGCGGGAAGGCAAUAUUUGGGGAUAAUAUGCAUUUACAAUCUUUUAUAUAGUAUAUAGAAAUUAAAGAUUGUUGUUAUUAUUAUUGACAUUUAUAUAGCGCCAACUUUUUGGCAGUGCUUUAAGGUAUUAUAAAGUGGGGAUGUUAACAAUAAAUGAGACAAUUACAAAUUGUACUGGAAAAAUAGAUUGACGAGGACCCUGCUCAAAAUAGUUUACAAUCUAGAGGAGGUGGGGUCUAUAAACACAGGAAGAGUACCGUUGGGAUAGCAACCAAGCAACAGGGUGAGAAAAUAGCAGAAUUGGAAGGUGAGAUUGGAAUGUGGACCUCAAAGAUAGUGAGAGUAUGUGAAAUAACAGUUCCUCUGGCAGGCCAUAGGCUAUUCUGAAUUGAUGGGUUUUAAGGGACUUCUUAAGUGAUUGAAGCGUAGGGUAGAGUCUGAUUGGACUGGAGCCACCGAGAGAAGUCCUGCAAGCAGGGGCGGUGCGUCCAUAAGGCGGCACAAGCAGUUACCUUAGGACGGACUGGCCUGGGUGGCGCUAGAUUAGAGUGACCAGUAGGAAGGAAGCCACAGCUCUCCCUCCUACCAAACACUCAGUGUAGUGUGGCCGAGCGGAGCACAACGUGGUACAGGAGCUUCAGUUUCCUGUACCCUGCCGGACUCAGUGAGAGAGCACUUCCUGUCAGACCGGCUGGGUACAGGAAACUGAAGCUCCUGUACCAUGGUUCGCUCCGCUCAGCCCCACUACAAGAAAGGUAAGAGGCACACCGAGGAGGGAAGGGGGAGGAACGCUAAAGGGGAGGAAGGGGCGCGGUCCAAGAGGGGGAGAGAGAUGGGCUUAAAGGGACACUAUAGUCAGGAAAACAACUUUCUUUAACUUAAUGAAACCGUUUUGGUAUAUAGAACAUGCCCCUGCAUCCUCAAUGCCCAAUUCUCUGCCAUUUAGGAGUUAAAUCACUUUGUUUAUGAACCCUAGUCACACCUCCCUGCAUGUGACUUUCACAGCCUUCCUAAACACUUCCUGUAAAGAGCCAUAUAAAGUUUAUCAUUUCUUUAUUGCAAGUUCUGUUAAAUUUAGAUUUUCUUAUCACCUGCUAUGUUAAUAGCUUGCUAGACCCUGCAAAAGCCUCCUGUAUUUGAUUAAAGUUAAAUUUACAGAGCAAGAGAUAAAAUUGUUUAAGGUAAACUAUAAGCAAAACCAGUUUUUGUUUCAUGCUGGCUGUGUCAAUCAGAGCCAAGGGAGGUGUGGCAAGGGCUACAUAAACAGAAACAAAGUGGUUUCACUCCUAAAUGGCAAUGAAUUGAGCAGUAAAACCUGAGUAGCAUGAUCUAUACCAUGGGUCGUCAAACUGGUCCCUACUGCCCACCAGUGGGCGUUUUAGGAUUCCAGGUGGGCGGUUGCAGAAUCCUCCCCCCAUCCAGAGAGAUGAACGCUCUAUUCAUCUCACGCGCACUCAGUGGUAAGCAGGAAGUGCGAGGUUGCUGAUGCGAGUGCAUGAAAGUGCAAGCGUGUGUGCCUGAAGUGCAUGUGCGCCCAUAUCGUACGCACGUAGGAAUGUGUGCGUUCAUGAAUGAGUGUAACAUGCAGGUAGAAGAAGGGGAGGAGUUGGAGUAGGUAGGGGGAUACACGAUAGCAGGGAGUGGAGUAAUUGAAAAAUAGGAGAAAGAAGGAGAAGAGUACUUGUAGAAUAGGAGUAAGAAGGAGCAGAAUACUUGUAAAAAAAAGGAGAAGGAGCAGAGUACUUGGAAAAAAGGAAAAGAAGGAGCAGAGUACUUGUAGAAUAGGAGAAAGAAGGAGCAGAGUACUUGUAGAACAGGAGAAAGAAGGAGCAAGUACUUGUAAAAAAGGAAAAAGAAGGAGCAGAGUAGUUGUAAAAUAGGAGAAAGAAGGAGCAGAGUACUUGUAGAAUAGGAGAAAGAAGGAGCAGAGUAUUUGUAAAAAGGAGAGAGAAGGAGCAGAGUACUUGUAGAAUAGGAGAGAGAAGGAGCAGAAUACUUAUAAAAAAGGAGAAAGAAGGAGCAGAGUACUUGUAGACUAGGAGAAAGAAGGAGCCGAGUAUUUGUAAAAAGGAGAAAGAAGGAGCAGAGUACUUGUAGAAUAGGAGAGAGAAGGAGCAGAGUACUUAUAAAAAAGGAGAAAGAAGGAGCAGAGUACUUGUAAAAAAGGAGAAAGAAGGAGCAGAGUACUUGUAGACUAGGAGAAAGAAGGAGCUGAGUAUUUGUAAAAAGGAGAAAGAAGGAGCAGAGUACUUGUAGAAUAGGAGAAGGAGCAGAAUACUUAUAAAAAAUGAGAAAGAGGGAGCAUAGUACUUGUAUAAUAGGAGAAAGAAGGAGCAGAGUACUUGUAAAAAAGGAGAAAGAAGGAAAAUAAAAUAUAAAAAGGAGAGAAUUGUUGUUGGCUAAUAAUAAUAAGUGGGCUACCUAGCUCAGCCUUACUGCUGGGCAUUGCUAUAAGGAAAGUAAAAAAAAUUGAAAAAAGGAAAAGGGGGGAGGGAGGAGUAAGGAUUGAGGAGGGGAGCUGAUGCACAAUGAGAAAUCAUAUUAUGUGCAAACAGAGAAAUCAUCUGAAUAUCACCGAAAGAGGAGACCCUUGUUUGUUUCUUACGAAAAUCGAACCAGAUAUCAAAUAUUUAGUCUCGCAGCAUCAACCUCAAGGAUCUCAUUAAUCACUAGUUAAAGGUAAUUUCAAUUUACUUUAUUGUUUUCUCAUUAAACUUUAUAAAGUUAUAAACAUUAUAAAUAUGCAUUAACUAGAAAUAAAAAGAUAAAUGUACGUACAUUUUUAAAAAAAAUUUUUUUAAACACCCUCCUUUCUAAAAAAUAUUCUGCACUUGCGCGAAAACUGGUGGGCGAUAAGAAAAUUUUUCCAUCUAGAAAGAUGCAUUAGUGGGCGGCAAGGUUACUUCUAAACUUCAAACCUGAUACAGCUGAUAGCAUUCUAAACUUCAGAUAAUUAUAAAAACUAAAUAUAGUUGUGAUCUGUUUAUACUACUUUUUAUUUAUUUUAGGAUUGUAUAUUUUUAAGGUCAUGUAUAAAAUAUUCUUGUUAAUAUUCUUGUUUGUAUUAAGCAUACUGUACAUAUUUUGAUUCUACUAAAACUUUCUUUCAAAAGGACUAUGAAAGACACACAGGAAAUUUACAAGACAAUUUAUGAAUAUAUAGAACAUUUUAUGAUAAAUUAUAGCUUACUAAUUUCUACCCAACUUCUAUUUUGACAUAAUUUGCCUUUACAUCCAUAGUUCAACUUUAAAUUUCCAAAUUGUAUUUAAUCAUUUUUAAAUAUGCUUUCUCUUGUUUUCAGCACUGCACGAGGAGCCAUAUAUAAUGUUUUCCACUGAGAAGAAAUCCAUGCUUUGUAUUAAUUGUUUCCGCGACAUGCAAGUGUGAGUUCAAUUUAUUGCAUGACACCAAAGCAUCUAUAUGUAUGGCAGGUUGUUAUUGCCCAUAGAAUAGUAGUCAAGGCGUUCAACUAGAAAUCUGGUCAUUUUAUCAAAACCUUUUUCAUAUUAAGGGAUCCAUGUUAUUGAAAGUGUUUGAAUACCCCCUACUCUCAUUAUGUGGGGCAUCGAUGAAUAAACAAUAUGCCGGCAGGGAGUUACAUAUGCCACCCUUGUUACAACAUCCCAGUUGUUUGUGGUAUUUGUGGCAGGAUAGGAAAAUAGUUUUAAUGAUGCGUGAUAUGAGGAUUUAUAGGUGGCUGGUGGAAUUGGGUGUACUUUGGCUUCACCUGGUUCCCUGGGUUAAGACUUGUUUCACUUGCCCCUUCACCUCCCAUUGGGGGAUGAGAAUGGUUUGUGCUGCUGUUAUUACAUUGACAGACCACUGUGUGGUUCCCUUUGAUAUUAAGGGGCUGCACAUAAGUUAAAGGGGUUUUGUAAGGUGAUAUGUUUUUGUUUUUUUUGUGUGUUGGUGGGUUUGAUUUCACAUAUAGAGAAGCAAAUUAUUAAUAAUUUUAUUGGCGUUUACAUAGCACAAACAUAUUCUGCAAUGCUUUAUGAUUCUAGAAUAAGAAUAUUUGACAACAAGUAAUUGAAUAUAAGAGAAACAAGAGGUGAAAAAGCCCAUUCUCAAACAAGCUUACAUUAAGAACAAUCUAUCCUACAGACUGGCAAGGGAUCUUUGUGAAGUUUUCCUGAUCCCAAUUAGUAUUAAUUAAGUUUAGUUUCAUGGGGAUCAAUAAGCAAAUAGUAUUUUUAACUGAAUCACCCAUAGGCCUUGUCAAUCAGUGUGGCUCUUCCUACUUACCAUGCAACCCCUUGCAGUGCGCAAUGGAUUCAUUGAGUGCAAACAAUGUCUCUCUGUAUCAUGUCUUUGGAACACAGAACAUAAGUAUGCCUAAAAUAUUAACAUGGGAUCUAUAUAUUUUAUAGCACAAUGUAUAAAUGAAAAAAUAUAUUUGAACUCCAUUAAAGUGUCUUCUGCCCAAAGCAUCCCCGCACAUUUUUCAGCCACUUAGAAGCUUAAAAAAAGCAAUCUGCACUUCUCUUUGAUGUACUUGAAGAAAAUUACAAUAGACUUGUGACUAGCUCAUGUUUUUAUGUAUAUUUUAUAGAGAGAGCCGUGCUCACUGCAUUGAUAUUGAAACUGCCUACAUGCAGGGAUGUGAGAAGUUGGAUCAAGCUGUCAUGGUAGGUUAAAAGCUCAUUUAAAAUGUUCAAACGUACUGGACUUGCAUUAUUAAAGAGGCGCAUAUACCCACGGCAAUUUUGAAAAAAAGAUUGUGCAUCCAAUCACAAUGGUGAGAGUAUUGCCACAUUGAGAAAUAUGUAUGUAUGUAUGUAUAUGUAAAAUAACAGAUGAAAUUCCUAUCUUGUAAUACCUUUUUUAUUGGACUAACAGAAUUUUGGAAUGACAAGCAUUUCAGAAGUGCUUUAGACUAGAGAAAGGGAGGUUCUCCUGAAAGCUUGUCAUUUCAAAAUUCUGUUAGUCUAAUAAAAAAGGUUAUUACAAGAUACAAAUGUAAUCUAUUAUUUUAUAUCUGCAUCACUGGACUAAUGCAGCUACAAUCUAUUCUCUCUUGCUCUUUCUCACUCUCUAUAAAAAAAAAAAUAGUUUCACUCUUUAACUGUAAGUGUCUCUAUAUCAUCAUUGUUAAAUUGUAGACUUAUUCUAAGACUCGAGAGUGUGGAUUUAUUUUUUACAAACACUAGACUUUGCACCCAGGCAUUCACAUAUAUAUAUUCUUACAGAGAGAGAAUACUUAUUUAAUUUUCUAGAGCUAAAAAUGUGGGUAAGGUACAACUUUGUAUAAUUUCAGUAAAUCUUUUUCUUUAGUUCAAAUGCUAGUAAAUAUACGAACUGAUUAAUGGCUAGAUAUACAAAAAGAACAACAAAACCAAGGAUUUUAUUCACAAUUGAAUUAACAAAGACAACAUACAGUGACAGGUUCUUUCUGUUUAUGUGUUUGUUAUAGGCAGUUAAAGAACUACAGACGUCAACAAGGGAGGCAAUUUUGCUUCUCAAAGCAAUGAUUGAAGAGGUGAGAAAUAGUGCAGAUGUAGAGGAGACCGCAAUCAACAGCCUUUUCAGCAGUAUGCAGGUACAGUAUACUGUGUCCCUUUACAGUUCAAUGACAUGUGCUUUACAUGGCAUAUAGUUACAAAGGUACACUCCCAAUUGAGAAGCUGUAAAACUCCAAAAAUGAAAGAUGUCUUGGAAGGGCUUUACCUUAUCACACAAUUGCAGGUUAAGGUCAAAUACAUUUAGUACAUAAAGUCUAAGACCUUACUGGACCAAAGCUAAUAUAUUCAACUGUAUAAAGUGCUCACCAACUGGAGUUACAGGCAGGGCCGUCUUUAACAUUGAUUGGACACUGGGCAGGCAUUUGUUUGGGCCCCCUGGAUCCUGCCAUCCCUCGCCCUCCCCCCACACUUUCACUCUCUGGCAUGCAAUCACGCCCUCCACCCCAACACAGUGGCAGAACUAAUGUAGACAGGGCCCUGGUGCAAGACAUUGUUUUGAGCCUCCCCUCUAGCGCAAGAGCAGAGAAAAGAUAGAUCCUCAUCUGUUGUACAAUUCCAACGAUGCUAUGCCAGCUGGGGAUCUACCAUUUGUCCAUUUUUGCAGGGCUGUAUUUGUGAGCAGUGUUUGUGCAUUUGAAUGUGAGCAUGUUGUUGUAUACCGUAUGUGUGUGCAUGUAGGGUGUAGUAUUGGUGUUUAAGUGUAGGGAUGUGUUUCUAUAUACUUUUUGAGUUUGAAUUCAGGGGUGUGUUUGUAUGUAAUGUUUGCAGGGGUGUGGUUGCAUGUUGUGUUUGAUUGCCGUGAUGUAUGAUAUACAUUCACAGAUAUACAUACACAUUAGCACACUGAUACAUGCACACAUCUGGACACAUGCACACACUGACAAAGACUGGCGUAUACACACACAGCCACAUACAUAAAUACACGUGCACACACAGAGAUAAAAACACUGGCACAUCCACACACAGAGAUACACACUUACACACACUGACACAGAUAUAUACACAAAUACAUAUGUAUUUGUGUGCAGUGUUGGCGUAGGAAUGCUGGGAUGUAUGCAUUGUCACACAGAUGCACUCACACACAAACAGUGAUACACACAGGAACACAGAUACACAUGCAGUGGUGUAUUUGUGUGCAUUGUUAAUGUUGGAAUGCAGGGUUGUAUUUGUGUGCAAGGUUAGAUGGGAUGUAUGCAUUGCCACACGCACAGAUACACACUUACACAUACUGACACUCAUACACACACAGGUACAUAUACACAGACAAGCAGGUAUACAUACAAACUGACACAUAGGUAUACAUACACACAGAUACACAUAAACACUGACACAAAGGUACAUGUACACUGACACAAACACAGCCAUAUAAACGUACACUGACACAAACAGCCAGAUACACACUGACACAGCCAGAUACACACUUACACACACAGUGUCAGAUACACACACACAGUCAGACACAAAUACAGCCAGAUACAAUCACAGCCAGCCAGAUACACACACACACACACACACACAGUGAGAUAUACACACACACAGUGAGAUAUACACACACACACACACACACACAGUCAGAUACACACACACACACACACACAGUCAGAUACACAUACACACAUACAGUCAGAUACACAUACACACACACACACACACACACACAGUCAGAUAUACACACACACAGAGUCAUAUGAAUUCGCAUAGUUUAGCCACCCUCCUUACCUUUACAGAAGUGUGGCUUCCCUGUGGUCCAGUGGGAGCUGGAUGGCUGAGAUUGAUGGGAGUCUUCUUCUUCUUGGUCUGUACCUCCUCCUGCUCUCCAUGUAUGCCUCCUCCUCCCCAGCGGCACUCUGUUAAUUGGGAGGAAGUGACCUCACAACACUUCCUCCCAGCAGGCAGGAAGACAGGGGCUCGGUCAGGAGCUCUCUUAAAGGGCCGGGGCCCCUGAUUACAUCACCUUCUGCAGCCCACCGGGAUAUUUCUCAGUAUCCCGGUGGGCUGUUCAGACCUGGCUGCAGGCAGGGUGCCCACAGGGCAGCUGCUUUGGGCCCCCCAGGAGCAACUGGGCCCGGGCAGCUGCCCCGUUUGCCCCUUGUUAAAGACGGCCCUGGUUACAGGAGCCCGAGAUUCAGGGAAGGUUAGUCCCACCUACGAUGGUCACCAAAAGAGAUGAUAUUACCGGCUACCAGUAUCCAUGGUUGAAUCCCAGAUGUAUAGCAGGAAAUGCUGCUACAAAAUUCAAAAUGUCUAAAACGAAUCUCCGUCAUUACCAUUUCUUUAAUGAGGACAUUUUCCCAACAUGUUUUUGUUUAUUUGAUAUAUUUUGUAUAUAUCUGUUGUUUUUUUUUGUUUUGUUUUUUUUGUGGUUUUUUUUUUUGUUAAUGAAUACUUGAUAACUACUGAGACUAUAAAUUGUUUAGUUAUAAUUUUCCUUUUUUUCAACUAUUAAUGUUAAUUUAUGCACCUAUUAAACAUUCUGAGUUUUGCAGUUGUAUUUUCUUCUAUCGAUCUGGGAUACAACAAUGGAUACUGUUAGCCGGUAAUAUCUUCUCAUUUUAUUGAUCGUCAUUAUAAGGUCAAAUCUAUGCCACCAAAUGUAUAACUCUCUUCUUCGAUAGCGAGGAGCCUUCCAAUAGUUGUAUUACAAUAGGAAAUAAAAUGUGUUUUCUAUAGCUGGUUAUUUCUAAAGCUGCAGAAACUGUUGUUGUACAUGUAUGUGUGUUUUAUUUUUUAUAUUUUUAAUACUAAAGUAGAUUACGGAGUUAAUUACCAUAAUCUCAUUUUCAUAUAUGACUAUGUAUUACGCCUGCUCAAAAAUGUAAAUUCCAUUAGUGUGCAGCUCUCUAUAGCUAGGAAUACAUGGGGUAUUAUAUGAGAUUCUAGAUGUUUGUACCAGUGGCCACUGAGUGAUGCCACGGAAUAAAAUCGUUCUAUAGUUGUGGAAAGCCCAGUUCACUAGUGGUUAACACAUGGUAGUACUAAAUCUGGAAUUGCAGAUUCCAAGGAUGUGGAUAUCCGCUUUAUGCCCAUUAAGUGCAACAUGCUUAGGAUUUACUCUGACUACUGAUGCAGAAAACUCUUCUAACCUGUUAUCAGUUUGUGUAGUACCAGCCAUAAUAUCUUAAUCUGUAAUUUUCCUGGAAAAGUACCUUUAUUCCCCAUUACAAAUUUCAAACUGAUUUGAUUCUGCAUGUAACAGUUAUCCACUAGGUGUCAGCACAGUCCUACCAGCUUAUGAUUCGUUUUAUAUUAUUAUUUUUGUUUAUUAGCAUAUGCUUGAUUAAAUGAUUAUUUUAAAACACAAUUUCAACCUCCCCCCCCACCUCCCCGGAAAAAAAAAAGCUACAUUACUUGGGUAGAGGUUUUGAUUUUUUGGAUGAUGUAAUGAAAGAUGGUGCUACUAAGAUGUGUGCCUCCUGAUAAUUGUUCACAUAUUAAAUGUACACUCACUUGGUCCUCCUUACUAUUGAAUCAUAGGUUGCGGUGCUAUGUAAAAGAAUGCAUGGCCCUUCCAGUGUGUCCUUUAUUUACCUAAAAAAAAGUACAGUUUGUUUUCUUGAUUUUGAUGUAACAAUUAGACAUGUGCAAUUCGUUUCGAAUGUAUAUUCGGACGAAUUUCGUGCAAUUCGCAAAUUCUGAUGCUUCCGAAUGUCCGACAUACCGAAUUUACAAAGUUACGAAAUGACGAAGUUCAGUACUUCAGAAGUGCCGAACCGAACUGAAUUGCCGAAAUUCCGAAGUGCUUCGGAUUUCUGAAGUGUCAAAACAAGAGAGAGGGAGGAAAAUUACGUGAAUGUUGACAGGAAUCUUGACCAAUAAGCAAAUUCCUGGCACUGGGAGCCCUAUAGAUGUGUAAGUGGUUGUGGUGGCAGUCUGGGCACUGGGAGCCCUGCAGAUGUGUAAGUGGUUAGGGUUAGGGGUUGGAGUUAGGGUUAAGGUUGCCCAGGACUGCCACUACAACCACUUACUAAAUAUGUGCAAUUAGUUUCAUGCAAUUUGGACAUUCGGAUGCUUAUGAAUGCCAGAAUUGCCAAAGUUUCGAAUUGCCGAAGUUCGGUAGUUCGGAGGUGCCGAGCUGAACCAAAUGCCAUUGGUCCGAAUUGCCGAAGCAGACAAAUUUUUUUUCCUCAUGCACAUCCCUAGUAACAAUACGGUAUCUAUGGGCAAUGCCUUAUCUGUAACUGAUGUCCAGAGCUUAUACAAGAGUGGAGGCAGUAUCUCAAUUUCAUACACCAAAGCUAGACUGACAACCAAACUUGGCAGCUUCAUACGAUUCUGGACUCGAUGCACCAGAAUGUGAUAUCAUACCCUGAUGCCCUCUGCCUAUUUUAACAGCUGUUGACUUUUAAUUUAGCUGGAACUUUAUCCUGUGUAUAUACUCACCAUAGAAGUAAAUUAUUCACUUUAGUCAUCAGGAAGAAUUGUGUGCGUAAAAAUUCUAAAGAAGCUGCCAUGAAAUCCAAUGGAUAGAGGGAGGAAAUUAGGCAGAUGUUUGUUCACUUCCAUACGAAUAAAUGUUUUUUUUUUUGUUUGUUUUUUUAAGCCCCCUCCUCUAGAGUAGCUGAAGCUUCCUAUGAGAUUAUAUCAUUGUACACUGCCACUAAUUAAAUGGUAUAUUCAACUGCACUCAGAACCAAGCUACUACAGAUUAGCAGGGUUAUUCACUAAAGAGAACGAGAAAUAAUAACUGUAUCGCUGGUGGAGUGGCAAAUAUCAACCAAUUAGGCUAGGUAUUUCUAAAAAUGACUUUUAAUAUAGCGAUUUAAGAGGUGAAAUAAGUCACCACAACAAAAAGGUAAACAAAAUUCAAACAGAAAUAAUAAUGUACAUAUUUACAAAGCAAUUAUCCUGAGUGUAGUUAUGUCUGUAUAUGAAAAUCUGGUAGUUCUACCCAAAUAUUGGGAUAAUGAAUACAGAGUAAGGUAGUACAGGCUGUAGCUUUGUGAGUUCAGGAUAAUAAAAAAACAUCUGUAGCAGACCAGCCGUAUAAGGAGAAUAGAAAAAAAUCUAAAUCUAAACUCCAAACUAAGGGAUAAGGGGACGUCUCCCUCCCUUUUUGAAAGAAAAAAAGUAGUAUUUCAUAAUGUGCAGUGCUGCAAUAAGAUUGGUAAGAUAUCAGAAAAUGCUUGUAAUACAGGCUUGCUAGAGAUGGGGCAACUAAAAAAGUCCAGCAAUGUAGUAGGAACAAAAAAGUACCAUUGUAUUAGCUAAUAGUCGCUGCCAAGCAAUGUAGCCAACACAUGUCUGUAUCAAUCGGGGUUAUGGAAGGGAGAGGUAAAGUAAAUACUAAUUCUGUGCCUUCGAGGGCACCCCUUAACCCAAAAUGCCUGUUACUCCUAAAUGGAUGUAUAAGAAAUGCCUCCCACCCCUAGAAUCAAUAUAAUGAAAGAAAGCUGGAGAUUGUAAUGAUAGCCGUUUUUUUCCCACCAAUAUAUGGGGACAGGUAUUAGUGAAUUUUCUGUAAACGCCAUUAUAAGCCGAGCAUGAGCUCACUCAUGAUACAGUGGCUAUGAAGUGUGCUUGUCAGAACCCCUGACGCAUGUUUCGCCAAUCUGGCUCAUCAGAGGGGAGUCAAGGUCCUGAUAUGGCCAUACCAGUCCCCUGACUGAUUUGAGACCAUUCCUCUACACCAAAUCUUUCCAGAUCCUACGAAUUUCAAGGUCGAUGCUGGUGAACUUUCCUCUUUAAAUUUGUAGGAUCUGGAAAGAUUUUGUGUAGAGGAAUGGUUUAAAAUCCCUUGCCAUAAUUUCUCCAGCUCCAUCAAGCAUUAUAUGAGAAAACUCAAAGCUGUUAUCUUGGCAAAGACAGAUACCACAAAGUAUGGACUAAAAAGGUAUCAAAAACUGUGCAACUCUUAUAUUUAAUUUUUUUUUUUUGGGUAGACCUGUGUUGUGUUUGCAAUUGUUUGAUAUCCAUGAGAGCAGUGUAUUUUUGUGUAUUUUUUUUGAACAGAAGAUCAAUGGUUAAACAACAGAGACAAACUUUCUUGCAUUCUUUGCUCAUAUUACAAAUAUUAGUUGAGGGCACUGUACUUAACUUUAAAGUGCUAACUUUAUCUAUUAUGAACAGUCACAAUAUUCUUAUUGCCAUGCAAUCAUACUUUCCGCUGAUAUUAUUUCCUAUAACAGGAGCACAUGUAAUUAAAUCAUCUUAUUUUAAAAUUUGUGUUAACUCAGUUAUAUUUUCGUUAGGGAAUGAAAUGCUUGUGUGUUAUUGCACUUCAGUUGGUUUUUGCAACGGGCACUCCGGAAAAAAAUAAAUUGUAAGUGUGACCAAUGAGCAUUCUCCUUGAGGGGAUUAACCAUCCCCUUCCAAUGACCUUACACCAAAGCAUAGUAUUUCAAGGUGGCUGCUGCUCAGUUCGCUGCCAAGUUUUAUAAGUGGGUGCAAACAGCCACAGCCUUUGGAAUAAUCCAGGACAGUUAUCUAAUAUCAUUUCUCUAGGCCCUGAGUCAAACUUGCCUUUUUAUGGUAUUCGCAAAAUCAACUAAUUAUUCACAAUUUUUUAAGUAGGAUAGAAUGCUAGGAGGAUGGUGGUCCUAAUUAAUUAAUGUGGAUAUCCUUGCAUUAAAAAUAUUAUAGUGAAAAUUGAUUUUUAUUUUAAUAAUGCUUAUGUCUUCAGGAAAAGCUAGCAGAACGCAAGAAGAUCCUGCUGAAAGCUGUGCAGUGGUAAGAUUUAUUGUUGCUAUCAGUGUAUGUCGAUCCACUUAUAACCAUGCCGGCUGUUGAACUUUGAAAUGGUUGGGGUGCCAGACUCUUCCCCAAAAAUUUCACUCCUCCCUAUACAUUACAGAGAGCUGAGCAUAAUACAGAGAUGCUCAUACACUAAAACCAGCUGGGCACAACAUAUAUAUCUAUAAAAAUAUAUAGAACUGAAUACAAUACAAAGAUGACCAUACCACAAGCAGACCUUAAAAAAUAGUGAUAUAGUGCACAGAGGCACAGUACAAACAUACCUAUACAAUAUGCAAAGAAAGGUGCAGGGUGGCAGCACCUGUAGUGUUGUUCUCAGAUCCAAGGUAGUAUGUGAAAUAAGCAGAGAGAACGUAAUAUAGUGUAAUAUGUUAUCAAUUAUGGUUAGAUAUGAAAGAAAGAGAUUGCACUUACAAUUUUCUGGAGCUUAUGUUCAGCUCCAGAUUUAUGCGCGUGGAUGGAACAAUCCCCGUCUGUGGAUAUGGCGGUGGGUCCUUAUGCUUGUUAGCAGGUGUUGCUCCCAGUGCUCUUGGUUUUUAUACCGCAGUCUGACAGUAAGAUUUCCUCAGUAUACAGGAGAAGGAAUAAAAACUAAAUAUAGUGCUCUCUGUAUGUAUUAAAUGGGAUAAAAUAAAAUAAAACGAUAUAUACUUACAAACGGAGAGCAAAUAAAGGUAUUGCUCAAUCCCAAUGGGUUUAGGUGGUAUAAUCCCCACCAAGGAUAUCUCUGUGAGAGUCCUCUGGAUAAAAAGCUUCAAAGAUAGGCCUGGAAUCUCCUCCAAGUGGUAUAAAAUAAUCAACCUUAUUUGGCGAUAAAAAAUGUAAAACCAAGUAUAACAUAAAAAGAAUUAUAGAACACUAACGCGUUUCACCUACACCAGGCUUUCUCAAAGUGUUACAGUUUAUGAGACCUAUCUUGUUUAAAUAGCUUUAAAACAGACCCAGAUCUCCAUAUAUUUUUAGCAACUGACAUUAAUUAGAAUGUUUCAGUGGAUACAGUGUAUCAAGACACUAUUUAGAUAAUGUUACUAAGAUCUUUCAGUACGGUUUCACAAGUUAACCCCUAGCAAAUAUUGGCCGGUUUGAAUCAUACAGCGUACAGGUGAAACGUUUGGUAUACUACCUAGUGGUAUUUACACAAAGGGCUCCUUUGCUUUUCAGCCCGGUAACAUAACCAUAUAAGAGGUAACUUCUGUGUACAUAUGUAUAUAAUCUAUCACUAUUUCUAUCCAGCUUUAGCGGCAUGGUUUAUUAAAGGUGUCAACAAUCCAACUAAUAUGUAAAUACCCUACUUUCUACCAUAUUGUAAACCAUUAUUGGAUAUAAUUAUGUGAGGGUGUACUUAUUUAAAUUCCCACAACGUUAGCAUUUAUACUGCUAUUCAUCCAUUUCUGAGUCUCUUCCAACCUCUUUUUGGUUUAUUUCAUAGAGCUCAUAUCUGUUUUUGAGCACUUUUUAAUGAGUGUAUGUUAUAUACUUUUAAGAUAAUUUAAUAAAAUAGAUUUUAACACGUUUAACUAUAUUAUAACUUAGACUACAAGGGACCUUCUCUGUGCCCAUGGAGACUUAGUCCUGUGGACACGCAUAUUCUUUUUCUAUUUGAGAAAAUGCCCUUGCUUAGUCAGACUUCAGGCCGUCACUAGGGCUAAUGGUGUGAAGAAAAAUAUAAUACGAUAAUAAUAAUAAUAAUAAUAAUAAUAAUAAUACACUUACAUUUGGCAAAGGCUGCUAAUAUGCCCUCUCUGUGUUACUUCCAAGAUGGCUUCUUGAAUCUCUCUCUUGUGGGCACUUUAACCCUGUCCCCUGGUUCUAUCAACCAAUGAUGGCCCUGAAUAGAGAGGCCAAUAGCAUGCCUCCACCCAUGACGCAACAGGCUCUACUGCCUGAAUGGCACUUCAAUGGAGAUUCAUGAAAUUCCUUCUUUGAGGAGUCUAGCCAUGUGCAAAACCUUUUGAAACUGGGCAGAUGUCAAACCAGCCCCUAGUUUUGAUAUGACUAGAUACUCUCAAGUAAGCUUCUUCAAACAGCUACCAAUGAGGUGAGAGGGGCCCUGCGGAACUGAAACCUAUUACAGAAUUUAAGAGACACUAUUUGUUCCGCAUAUUUUUUGGCUUAUCACAUUUCCCUUCAGAGAAAGAAUCUUACUGUUUCUAAACUGUGGCAAAUAUUUUUUUUUAUGCACAUAAAAAGUGGUGGGGCGCUAAUAAGUACCCCUAUAGACAAGCCUUCACUGUUGAUAACACUUUUUUUAGGUCACUGACCUGUUAUAGCAUGUCUAGAAAAUGUGCCUGAUUUGUUCUAAGAAAAAAAAAAUGGAGUGCAAGGAUCAAUGAUUAAAGUAGGCCUUCCAUCUAAACUUAAUUUUCUAUUAACCAACAAACUAAAAAUAUUUUUCAAAUAAUUCCUAGUUAACACACUCUCGAUAUGGGUGUUUUUUAAAUUACAUUAUAUUUAUGUUAUCAUUUUGUCUGUUUUAGUCAACAUGAAGAGAAAGAGAUGGCCUUCAAGGAGCAACUUUCUCAUUUGGCAUCACUUUUACCCACUUUGCAGGCAAGGAACUAACAAUAUCAUAUGAUUUCUUAAAUGUUAUAAUUGUGCAUACAAUUGCUAUUCAGCCUGUAUGUGUUCUUUCUUUUUUUUUUCAGGUUCACCUUGUUACUUGCUCAGCAUUUUUGAGCUCUGCUAACAAAGCGGAGUUCCUCGACUUAGGAUAUGUAAGUAAAUGAUCUUUCAUGGAAGUGCUUUAUACUUGGAAGCGUAAUAGAUUAAAUACAUUUUUAAACCACUGCCUGAAUCGUUAAAUAUCCAGUGUAAAGAUAAGUAUUUGCAGCUCAUUGCAUCCCAUUGGUAAUAUUCUUAUAGCUUUUGCAGAGAUUCUUUUACAGUAAUUGAAGCUGCACUGUCACUUGUGGAAUCUUUGCAUCUUUUUCAAAGACUCCCAAAGGUGACAUGACUACUUCCAUGACGGUACCCAGAGGAAGAGAGAUAUAAUUACCUACAGCUUUCCCUCCUCUACUGUUUCAGUUCUCAGCUUAAUCUGCACAAAAAUACAAAACUGGGGGUUUUUGGAAGAUCAUCAAGUGAAAAUGUACCUGCUUCCAUCGGCUGUUGUGAGUGACAACUGCUGGCAAAUGAAAAGAUGUGGCAGAUAGAAGUUCUGUCUUUCCCCACUUUUCCCCUCCAAAAUCAAUAAGUUCGUAAGACAAAUUAGUAACUACUUUUAUCUUCUAUCUUUUGAUUUAAAAUAAAAUUACUUUGCAGUCUAUGUGAGUUUGUUCCUAGAGAUUGUAUCUUUACAAAUAACUCAGAAUUGACAGGGCUGCUUUAAGACAAAUUCAUUUCUCACCUCUAGUGCCACAUUAUCAAAACUCUGCUUUUAGAUCUAAAAAAAGGAACAUUUAUGUUAAUGGUAUUAUUUCAUUAAUUGGAUAAAAAUAACAAACACAAUCAAUUGCUGGAAAAUAUCUAAAUCUGAAUGAUAGACACUCUGAUAGUUUUUAAAGUAGAUCUGUUUUCCGAUACUUAAACUGUAACUGUCCCUUCUACCUUACUCAAAAAUGUAAUGAAUGAUUGUGACAACUCAGAGUUUACCUUUUGUUAUGGUUGUAUUGUUAUAUUGAACCCUUACUGUUAUUAUUUCAAUAUUAUGUUAAGCAUAGUUACAGAGAAAGAGAGGGACUUGUUCUUUAGCAGGUGUGCUGGGUGAGACGGACAUGAGCAUGUGCCAGGGCUCUAACUGUCCUAACUGUCGCUGUCUCUUUUUUUUCUGCUUUUAACUGUUUGAUUUUUCUGGUGUGUUGUUCAGUUUUGUCACUGAAGUUGCUGUGCUGUGUCUCUCUGGUUGUCAACUAAUAAUAUCAAAAUAAAUCGGAAAGUUUGUAGUACAAAAACAGUGGUUUCGGCUCUGUUUUUGGGAAGAUGCCAUCUAAUAUCCAGUAGCCGUGACAAUGAGCAUUAUAAAACAAUAAAGGUUUAACUACAUAAAAACUAAAUACAUUCUAACAUACCAUAUAAUAUAACAUGCUCUGUUACGCAGCAUUAAAAAAAAAAAAGGAAUUACAGAGAUAUUAUACCCUAAGGGUAACUCUAGAGUUAGUUGUGGCAAACUGAAAACCAAGUUGCAAAAUUUAAAGGGACACAAGCACCAAAACAACUAGUACUUGAUGAAAUAGUUAUAGUCUGAAGAUCAGUUCUUUCUAUUUAGGAUUUAAAUAAUUUUGUUCCCCUGGACUCACACAACCUCCCUACACACUUCCUGACAAAGAGUUAAAAUUUUUUCCCCUUGUUCACACUGUGUUUUAAUUGAAACUUUUAAUCCAUGGAGGAUGUGAGUCACAGCCAGGAAAGAUAUGGCUAAGGCUGCAAAAAACGUUUACCAAAAUGGCAGAGAAUUUAGUGGUUAGACCGCAGCAACGUGAUCUGUACAACUAAACUGCUACAUUAAGCUAAUGCUGUUUUGGUGCUUAGAGUAACCCUCUUAGACCAAAUAGCCAAGACUGUCAAUAUAUUGUUAUAUUGAAUACUACAAUAUGUUUUAUUUGACUUUCACAGAGAAUCAGAAUACCUGUUUGCUAGCUUUGUUCUGAGAAAAUAUUUUUCUUUUUUUUUUUCUGUUAGCAACUGAUGGAACGUCUCCAACAAAUUGUCAAACUUCCUCACCGUUUGAGACCAUCCCAGAGCAGCAAAGUACGAUUCCACUUAAAUUACCCAUGAAAAUGUGCACAUGUGUUGUAAUGGAAAGUCCAUGUGGUUAAAGUGACAGUGACCAAUAAUGUCUAUAUUUCACUUUGUAGAACUAUAGUAAUAUCCUGUAACUAGGAAGGAUGAUGGAGGCUAUUGGCUGAACUAACAAAGAGAGGUUUUUGGGCUCCUUUAUAGAGCUUUGUUGACUAAAAGGUAGAUUCUCAACUGUUGUAAAACUCCCAUGACGCUUUGCCUGCCAGGUACUGACCAUUUGCUCAUCAUUGCAUGGUUGUAUUUGUGAGCAGUGUCAGUGUGCUUGAAUUUAGGCAUGAUUUUGAAUGGAGUAUGUGUUUGAAUGCAAGUGUGUGUGUAUAUGUAUGCAGUGUUGAUGUUUGAAUGCUGCAGUGUAUUCACAUAUACAAAUACAGUGACACACAGACAGUCACACACACACACACACAAUUACACAGAUAUAGAUAGAUUAUACACAAAUAAGACACAACAUGCAUAUAUUAUGCUGCUACAUUUGCAUUCGGAGGUGACUGGGAUUGAUGGGAGUGGGCUUACGCUGAUUCCUCUCUGUGCUACUUCUCUUCUGCACUGUACUCUAUACUGGGAGAAAGUGAAGGAAGCACGGCCUUGCAGGGGAAACUGACAAACUGACAGGUGCCUGGUCCAGGGACGUGAUAAUGGGGCAUGUGCCAAUGGGGCACGAGGCUUCUCAUUAGAUAGGCCCAUUGGAUGGCCAUUAGUGUUAGGGCUCUUCAAUGGGCACCUCAAGCUUGCAGGCUCUGGUGCAGUUGCUGUUACUUCACCACCAUUAGUUCUGCCCCAUAUGGUGCACAGAAUGCUUCUAUCCAUGAAUAUUGAUGUAUUAUUCAAAGAACUGCUUUAUGCUUGUUUGCAAAUAGUAAAACAUGUUCACUGACCUAUAUGUAAUAUAUAAGAUAACUAAAUAAAUAAUAAGCACAGUUAAACUGAUGUGCUUAUUUUAUAGACAGCAUAAACACAGUGCAGACUCCUGCAAAUUGCAGAGCACUAAAUUUGCCAGACAUUUACAUUUGAGUCUAACCCUGGUGUACCGAUGCCUUCCUGAAUAUGAACUAUGCUACAGUUACUGUGUAAGAAAGUUAACUGUAAAGUUAAUGCAUGUAAUUAUUAUUGCUUCUUAAACAGCAUUAAAUAGUUUAUAUCAGGAUAAAUGUGAAAAUGGCAGCGUUGCACUUCACAUGUCUGUUUUAUCGUUUAGAUUACUACAGACUAUGGAUCGGAAUUUGCUCGCUGUCUGGAACCACUACUGCUGCUAAACUUGCGCCGAGCUGGCAGUGUGAGCGGAGGCUGUGUGGGUGCAGGGCACAGCAAUGUAAGCAUGUAAGUAUACUAUAACUAAUAUGUUUGUUUUUUAUUAAAGAAAAAAAUCACUAAUAUGCAAUGUGUUUUAAGCAUGUAUGUAUACAUUGCCUUUUGUUUUCUAUUGUGACCUUAAUCUGUUCCCUCUAUGAGUGCUGCUAUUUUAAGUGAUCAGUUGUCAGAAGAAAUGCUCACUGAAGAGCACACUGUUUUUCCCAACUUUUAAUGUUCGGGAAAAACUAUAGAAAAGGUCUGGUAAAACAGCAUGAAGGUAAAUGUAGCUUUUAGAACAUCCAAAUGCAUAUUUUUGCAUUCACAGGGUGUACAUACCAGAGAGAACAUGGGUUUAAUUGACUGUGAAAUUUAUCAUUUUGGGCCAAAAUAGUUAUAUUGGAAAAAUGUUCUCAACUUGUUAGUUUUUACUUUGUCUAUUUGGACAUAUAGUAAACAUUCCUGUAUCACUGCCCUAAAAUUCCAUGUUUGCUGAAUGCUUAACAGUUUAGACCAGUCUUCCCCAAACUCAGGCCCUCCAGAUGUUGUUGAACUACAACUCCCAUGAUUCUCAGCCUAUCUAUUUCAUUCAUGGAAUCAUGGGAGUUGUAGUUCAGCAACAUCUGGAGGGCCAGAGUUUGAGAGGAAGCCUGGUUUAGACCUCAAUCACUCUGAAUUCUGCAUGUAUGUGUUUUUGCACUGUAAAUGUUUAAGGGACACUAUAGUCACCAGGACAACUGACUGCAGUCCCUAUGAAGUUCAGUGCCUCCAUGUUCUGCAGGAAGGCAAUGAACUUUCCCCAUAGAAAUGUUUUGGGUCAAUACAUCUCUAUGAGGGGAUGCUGAUUGACGCAGAGCUGCAUUUUGCAGAGCAUGCAAGAUAGCCUUCCAAUGCUUUCCUAUGGGAAACUACUAGGUUGGCUGACAUCAUUAAGUUUGAUGAUCUUAGCCAAAGAGUUGAAGCAUUGACGGGGCCAGACGCGACUGGACUAAGCAGCGCUGGAAACAGGAGAUUAAAUCACUCUUUAUUGUAUGGACAGGCUAAAACCUGAGCUGUGCUGGGUAUUUAUAGGCUUGGUCAAUGACAUCAUAAGAACAGUGUGACAUUACUGAACAUAUGGGUGGCUAAUGGAGCACCACUGAUGUUAUCCAGGCACAUACAGUCAGAGGGUUACUAACCUGGUGUAUUGAAAUAUAUAAUGUGUUUUAGGUAUUAUCGUUAAGAGAUACUUUAUAGAGAAUAAUUUCUUACAUUUUAAGCAAAUGUAUCUUUGAAAAGGGAUUGCACUUUAUAUUCAUGGGUUUAUUCACAAAAAAGCUCAUAGUAGUCUUCUGAAAUCCAAAAAACAGCAUUUAGUCUAAAACACCCAAGCUUUGACUGAAGAUAUGUGUGCUUAGCACAACCAGUUAAUAUAUAAGUUGUUGUAAUAAAGAUGUUAAGGGUGAUUUAAAUAAGUCUCUUUUUUAUGUAUAUAUCUUCUUGGGUUCAUGGCUCGCCAUAAUAUACUUGUAUAUCACCUAAAAUUAUGAAUAUGCAAUCGGACGUUCUUUAUUAUAAAAUAUACAUUUAUUCUACUCACAAAGCAAACUGCAAUACAUACGUAAAAACUUAACAUGUAGUACAGCUUAUCUGAUGUUACAGAACUCGAUCUCGAUUUGUCUAGAAAGUCAGGGGAACAACCAAAGAGUAGAGCAUGGUCCUUGGUCUACUGUUCUUUUAUAGACAUGACGAUAAUGACAUCAGAACUUUUUUUUUUUAUUUGACAAUUUUUAUUGAUACACAGGUUAAAACAGCUUUUGGUGUCAAUAGGGCAUGAAUAUAAGAACACAUACUCUUCAACACUUCCUUUCAAGAGAUACUAACAACAUGGCAGUAACACAUGCAACUUUUCAAUUCGGACAUGUUUACACAUGCAUGUACAUUGGAGAGGUCUUUUCCCAUCUUUUCUUUUCUUUCUUUUCUUGGAAUCUCAUUCCUCCACCCCUCUUACACUUUAUAACUCCAAUAUAGCCUAUGUAGUAGGUAGAGUAUUGUAACGGAUUACCUGGCACCCAGACUGGGUACCUCCGUUGAUGGAUGCUCCUAGCGCUUCCUGAGGGCUCCAAGCACUCCAGCCGACACCAUAACCACCAUAGACUCCUCCAGGGAGCAAGGCAGGAACAAGCUCUUACAAGAGCUUAGUAGUAAUUUAGCAAGGGAGUAUGACAAGCAUAGCAAUCCCUUGGAGCAGAUUCCCCCAAUAAGAGACAGCACUCCAAAUUGAGGGUGAAGUAGAACUGAAGCUUUUAAUCAAACACUCUGCUUUUAUGCCCAUUUUACAAACAUAGUACCACCCACAGAGUUUUGAAGAACAAACCAAUCAAUACAUUAAAACACAGCUAAACACUCCCAUUCAUACCAGCAGAAAUCCUCCCCUCUGCCUGUGAUACAAUUACUGAACACAAUGGGCUAACGUAAUUAUCACAGGCAGGAAAAUACAGUUUUACACAAUAUUCAUAACUUUAAAAGUAUACAUCACAUUCACUUACAUUUCCAGAAUCAGCAUACUCCAAAUACAAACAUAUGUCAAAAUCAUACAAAUUGGUCCAGUGGGUCAAAAAUUAUUUAGAAGUCCCUUUUUGACCAACUGCAAGCAUGGCUUGGGUGUGGUAAGCCAAUUAUCUCCAGCAUACAGAAAAUAUCUCCAUUUACAACAACAGUAAAAACACAUAAAAAUACAUAAUUCCCAUCACACUGAACAGAACCCCCACAUUCAACCUAUCCCCAGAUAGCUUGGAUCUGAGCGCUCACUAUAUGCGAGCAGCGCUCAGAUACCACGAACACCGUCAAAUUGCCAUGGGGUUAAACCAUAGCAAGGGCUAAUGAGAGACAGAGGAGGGGCAAAACAGCAAGUUCCAACUGGUCUGGCAGUGUCCCUGGGACAACGCCCUGCUGGAGAACAAUAGACAGGAAACGGGGGAGGGGCACACCUUCCCAUGUAUUCAAAGGGACAGAAAGUGUUUCAAAAUCCAAUAAGCCCAAAUAAGUUUCUUAAAGGGCAAUACAUUUCAGGGGCCAUAGUCACAGGGUAGGAGGCUGGUAAUCAGUCUUCUCCAAUGCCCAGUGGCGAGGCUGGUUUCGCCAUUGUGCUGAGAGUCUUUAGGGUUGUGCAUGGUAGAUGUGGUGAUUGACUGUGUCUAUAUGAUGAAGGCUGGCGUCCCUUCUGUAAGUGUCUCCUGCUGGAUAGCUACGGGUGGAAGGGUGUUUACUGAAUAUACCCAUGGGUCUGUCCUCUGCUCCUGCCUGUCUUGUUGUGUGAUUACGGUUACUGUGCCUUAUUGUAGGUUGUUUUCUUUGUGAGACCUGCGUAUUCAGUUUUCGAGUAGGCAGGCUAAUUAUCAUCUGCCUACUGUUUUUAAAACGCAUAACAAAAGAUAUUGAGUAAAGAACUAUAUACAAAGUAGGUAGGUCUCAUUCUGACUCCGGUGCCCAUCAUGGAAUGUCAGGUUUACAGGUCUGUUAUAGAACCAUACAAGCCAUUUACCAAAUCCGUGUAUAGUGCAAGGGGGACCUCAAGUGUAACCACACAGCCUUUGCUGGUCAGUGAAUAAUGUUGCUCUAAUGGAUAAUUCAAAGGGAUUCUAUAGUACCAGGAAAACAAAGCCAUUUUCCUGGCACUAUAGAUUCAUACAGUGCUCCCCUCCCUCGUGCCCCCCUCCUGCAGCGCUGAAGGAGUUAAAACCCCUUCCGUCACUUGCCUGAAUCCAGCGCUGAUGUCCCUCUGGGCUGGGUCUGGCUCCGCCCACGCUCCUUCCUGGCGUCAGCCGGCGGGGGAGACCUAAUGUGCAUGUGCAGCAACUGGCUGUGCUCGCAUUAGAAUUGGGAAUUCCGCUGAAGUCCUCAUGCAUAGCGUCAGGAUGCCUAGUGUCAUUUAGACUACUAAGUCUUCUAAGCAUCUGGAAGUCCCUCUAGUGGCUGUCUGGUCGACAGGAGUUAACCUUAGCAGGUAAUUAUUGCAGUUUCUCAGAAACUGCAAUAAUUAUUACAGUAGGGUUAAGGGACAUGGGACAUUGCACCCAGACCACUUCAAUGAGCUGAUGUGGUCUUGGUGCCUUCAGUGUCCCUUUAAUUCAGCCAGUAGGUAAGAAACCAUUUUGGGCGUGCAAGCAUGCAUUCAUGUAGGUGGCAGUGUUGUCGUGGAUUUUGCCGUUUCCUUUUUCCUAUGUUCCUCUUCACUCCACCACUUUCUAAGCAUCUGUGUCUCCGUCUCUGUCCACCUCUCUUGUCCAGAGGUAUUCCUCCCACUUGGGCAAAAAUGUUUAUUGAUCCUCAUUUUGUAAUCUCUCUUCAAGGAAGCUUGGUGAGUUAAGUGGUCUCGGCUCAGUGGACAUAUUUGUUUCCAGGCUCCAGCCAUUCUGGCACCAUGUACCACCUAUUCUGAAUCUUGCACAUAAGCUCUGAGACGUGCACCUGGAUCUUCCUUUAUGUGCUAAGAUGUUCUUCCAUUGCUCCUCGGUGAAGUUUUUACCUUUUGUCUGUCUGAUAUAUCAGUGCGAAUUUGUUUAGCGUUUUUUGCUAAGAGAGUUGUUUUUGGCGUAUGACUGAGGACACGCAUAUAUUUUCAAGGUGCAAUGUCGACGGUGGAAGAGUAUGUUCGGUCGAGUGCAAUUAUAGGGAUUUCAGUUGGAUAUAGCAGAAAAUUGCACUAGGGGACAAGUUAUAUUUAAGUUGCAGAUCUGGGAAUUGCAGCAGAGUUCCUUGAUAGAAGUUGCGAACAUGUAUGCACCCUCCCCUCAGGUACGGACAGUGAUCCGUGGGGUUAGUCACAUGUAGGCUGUAGAUUGGAGUAGCCAUAGCCCAGGCUUGUGUGUAACCCAAAGAAAGGCUUUAAUAUAUCCAGAAUAGAAGAGGGGAAGAGUCUGCGCUAACUCAAAAGAGUAGCAACCCUAAAAGGGAAUCCCUCACGAAACCCUUUGGAAACAAGAAGGUACAAAAAAAAGAGGAGUUAAGGGCUGCGCUUUGACUAAAAUAAAUAAAAGGGAUAAAAACACUAAAGUUUAUCCGAAUAAAAAAUAUAAAUUAAAACAGUCUCACUGGUGUGUAGUAAUAUAAUAUAAGUCCUCAAGUGUCGCUCCGUCCUUAUGGUAGGUAGUCCCUAAAGGUGAACCCUAAAAGAGUCUUUUACCAUUUUGAGAAAACCUUAAAGGUGAAACGCGUAAAUGGUUGUAAUAAGUGUAUUUUAGUCAAUAAAAGUUAUUUUUGGUUACCCUUCAUUAUAGGACCAACUUUAUACUUAUUUUUAUUGUACUAUAUACUCUUUUUAUUUAUUUUUUUAACCCCUGGCAUUUUUACAUAAUUUUUUAAAAUACUUAAUUAUUUUUAUUCUUUUUUAUAUUAUACUUUUAAUAUUACAUUUUUUACUACUGAAGUGUAUCCCGUCCAAAGAAAUCCUGAGGUGGGGAUAAUUCCACCAGUGCUGUGGCAAUAGAGCAGUACCUGUCUGCUCUAUUUUUGUAAGUAUAACUUAUUUUAACUUAUUACUGUGUUGUUCAUACUGAGAGCACUAACUGCUGUUUUAUAUAUCUUGUGGACAUCCACUAUCCAAUAUCGGAGAGGCGGACCUAUCUCCCCAGCAUAACGAAUACGCACAUCCGAGUAAAUCCUAACCUACAUCAAAGAAAUCUCAAGCCGGACGGACGGACCAACCGUUUAAGUAUAUCCGAUAGUGGGGAUUAAACCACUAAGUGCCUCUUCUCCUAGAGCUGGUUAAAAGCUCCAACAAAUGUGAGUGAAAUACCUUUCCUUUGAAUAUAUACCAUAUUUUGGACAUACAAUAUUUCACCAUUGGAAGCUUUUUUUCUCUUAUUUUUGUCUUCACAUAUAUGGACUACCUACCAUAAGGACGGAGCGACACUUGAGGAGUUAUAUUAUAUUACUACACACCAGUGAGACUGUGUUUUAAUUUAUAUUUUUUUAUUCGGAUAAACUUUAAUUGUUUUUAUCCCUUUUAUUUAUUUUAGUCAAAGCGCAGCCCUUAACUCCUCUUUUUUUUAAUAUAUCCAACAUAGUGUGUGGUAUAUCGGUUAGCUGAGAUGACAUCAGAACUUUUAAAUAAAACUCUGGCCAUAUAAGGACUCGUAUAAGGACUCGUGAAGACCCUCGACCCCCAAUCCUCUCAUUGUGCACCAACAUUCUAGAACUCAUGGACAGUGUGAUGGUAGUUACAGACACUAUGUGUGGGUUCCCAGAUUCCUCUUGUGUUUUGGUCACCCUGUGCCCAUUAUUGGUGCAGGGUAUGUUGAAUGUAUUGAUUGUAUGUGCCUUUCCUGCUCCCUCUUUUUCCUGUCCUAUUGUUUCUGCAGCAGGGUAUUGUCCAGGGACACUGCCAGACCAGUUUAAACUAGCUGCACUGUUCCCUCCUCAAUCUCCCAUCAGCCCUUGCUAUUGUCUGGCCCCACCCUUCCAUGUACUAUAGUGUUCUAUGCACCCGAUUGUAUGUUAAUGAGGCUGUUGUGGGCAUAAAUGUGUUAUGUGUAUUAAAGUUAGUUGCUGUUUUAACCUUAACAAGUGUCCUCUGGUGUUUGGGGAAAGGGAUAUAAUCUUCUGAUGGAAAAUGUGUCCUGGGCUAUUAUCACAGUAGCCUUGUCCAGGGUGGAAAAGCCCAUCAGUGAUCACAGUCAAGCCUUGGGGACUGGGUCUGAAGUGUUCCAGGGCCCUUGAUAGCUACAAGGAAGCAGGCUUUGCAGAGAUACUUGGUCAGAGUACUGGAGCUCAGUCAUAGACAGCAUAGCAAAUGACCAUCUGCUCCUUUUAACCCAUUUAUAUGAAUAGAAAUAGGAACAUAGAAUAUGUAAUAUUUUACAGCAGUUAAGGUUCAGUUUAGUUGUAAAAAAACCAAAGGAACAGACUUGGAAAAAGACUUUGAGAGUCUAGCAGAUGUAUAACCUGAAACAGUGGCGUACACACAAACCAUGGGGCCCUGGUGCCAAAAUGAUCCGUGGCCCCCCCCUCCCUAUUCCCCCCCGAUAGACAUACAUAGAGACAGACACAUACAUACAAACAGACAGGCACACAUAAAUACAUACAGACAGACACACACAGACACUUACAUACAGACCGACACACAGACAGGCACACAUACAGACAGACAGGUACACAUACAACUAACACAAACACAAGACAUACAAAGACACAUACAUAAAAAACAGACAGGCACACAGGCAGACACAUACUGACAGACACACACAAGACGCACAUACAUACAAACAGACAAGCGCACACACAUACAGGCAGACAGACACACACACACAUACAUACACAGACAGGCACACACAGACAUACAAACAGGCAGACACACAGACAGACACACAUAAAUACAGACACACACACACAAAAUGUUUGUCACCCUCCUGUUUCCUACGUUUUAGGUGCAGGAGGGUGACUUUCCCUCGGGUCCAGUGGUGGCUCAGGUGGAUGGGAGUCAGAGUUCCCACUCUGACUCCCUCUGCGUCCUCUUGCACGGCUCUCAGUGUUAGCUGGGAGGAGUGACGUGCGGUCACUUCCUCCCAGCUUGUGAUGUCAUCACAGGGGGCCCGGUCGCUCUGUUAAAGCUGACCAGGCCCCCUGACAAUCCACAUCCAUCGGGUGGCCCUGACAGCAUGGGCCACCCGAUGGACCCCUUGGACGGCGGCCCCGGUGGUUUGCCGCGUGGGCCGGGGCAGCAGAAGAUGAUGGCGACGGAUACCCGGUCACAGGGGUCCACAGGGCGGCCGCGCCGCUGUAUGUACGUCGCUGACCUGAAAAAGUGAGGCAGGUAGACACAAAGCAUUAUUACCAAUUGCCCGAAUUAGCUGGGACAAUCCCAUGUUUUUGGCUUGUUUACCAGCAAAAACUUUCACAAGGAUUGUGGUGCAGCCAGUGUAGCUGCCUCUGGGUUGCACAGGUAGGUAACUGGAACCAUGUAAUUUCUUUGACCUGUCCCACAUUCCAUAGGUGGUACUACUGCUAUCAGGGGAUAGUGGGGUUUCCAUGAGUUUUGGGGGUACUUUCAGGAUACUGUGUAAAAGUAUAUUUUUCCUGUGCUUGGAGAUAAUUGGGUUAUGUGAGUACAAUGCCUUAUUUAAUUAUCUCCGAAGCACAGAGGAGGGAUUACAUUGUUUGUGUAUGGGAGUGUCCUGGAUCUGAGAGCCAAUGCUCUGUAUUGUCUGUACUGUAGUCUACUUUCAGGUCCAGAGGGGAGUGCCCCUUGCAUGGGGAUUGCCAUAAAAGGCCUUAUGUGGCUCCAUAAAACUCUGUCAUCUCACAGCAUAGUCUCAUGUUUGUGGGAGAAAGCUAUACCAGUUCUCUCUCUCUCUCUUCUGCUCGGAGUGCUUAAUUACUAGCUCUUUUUAAGAGCUGUUCCUGCUGUGCUCUACAGCAUCCCUCCCACUAGGGGGAAAAGAACAUCUGUGGAGGCAAAACCCUUCUCGUCAAGGAGGCCGCCACAAUAUGUAUAUAUUUUACAUUUUAGUAAAACUAUCCGACAGAGUACUUGCCUAUAACUCCAUUAUGGUUUUGAAGGUAAUUCUGGUUACUUUUUAAAUUGUAAUAUGAGUGACAUUGUGUCUAGAACAAUAGGAAGCUUGAUUGGCAAGUUUUUAAUCAAUGCAUUGUAUGAUGAUACCAAACAUUCCCUGCUGUCUUCAUGCUGUGCUUUUAAGAUUUCUUUCUAAUUGCCCUUGACUCUGGGGCUUCUGACGCUUGUUCAUAUCACAAGAGAUGAAAACAGCUGCACUGAUUAAUUGCAAACAGGAGACCUGGUUAUGACAAGGUUGAGCGCUGUUUGAUCUAACAGUUCGCAGAAAGCUUGGUUUACUGUACAACGCCAGAUUAACUGAGGGAGCUUUGCGGCAAAACAACCACACAGGCACUAAAAUUAUAUGUCUAUUCUCUCAUACAGACAGACAGACAGACACACAUACAUACAGACACACACACACAAAAUGUUUAAGUCACUCCCUCUGUGUCCACUCGCGUGGCUCUCAAUGUUAGCUGGAAGGAGUGACGUGUGGUCACUUCCUCCCAGCUUGUGAUGUGAUCACAGGGGGCCCGGUUGCUCUGUUAAAGCGCCCAGCGCUGACCGGGCCCCCUGACAAUCCACAUCCAUUUGGUGGCCCUGACAGCAUGGGCCACCCGAUGGACCCCUUGGACGGCGGCCCUGGCGGUUAGCCGCGUGGGCAGGGGCAGCAGAAGAUGAUGGCAACGGAUAUCUGGUCACAGGGGUCCACAGGGCGGCUGGGCCCCCUGGAGUGGGGGGCCCAGUCGCAGCUUCGACCCCUGCGACCGCGGUAUGUACGUCGCUGACCUGAAAGAGUGAGGCAGGUAGAUACAAAGCAUAAUUACCAAUUGCCCGAAGUAGCUGGGACAAUCCCAUGUUUUUGGCUUGUUUACCAGCAAAAACUUUUACAAGGAUUGUGGUGCAGCCAGUGUAGCUGCCUCUGGAUUGCACAGGUAGGUAACUGGAACCAUGUAAUUUCUUUGACCUGUCCCACAUUCCGUAGCCAGUGUAGACCUUCCAGGGACCACAGGAAGGUGGCUAGAAACACGCUUUCCUUGUUUAUUUCUGUUACCGUACUAAAUCACCACGGUCUAAGCAAGACGACGGCACUUCUCUACCUCUCCAACACACCAUGGAAACAGUCUGUAGAUGAUGUGUGAUGGAUCACCCUGUCCCUGGACUGAAAACCCCUUUAUUUCAUUCCCCUAUGAGUUCGGGACACUGCCUUCUCUUUCGUUUAUUCUGUAUUUUUAUUCCCUACCAAACAAACUACUGAACGACCAGACCACCCGUGUGUAGAGUGUGCCCCUCAUUAGCUUAUAUCACCUCUGUAACAUCUCGAAAACCACAGGCAUUCUAAGCAGUCUGCUGGGUGGUCGGCGUUCACUAUACGAACAUGUGGCGGCGGCCAUCUUUAGCUGCGAAUACAUACAGCAGUGUUUGGUCGUCGAGUGCAUGAAACUAUAACAGCGCUGGGACUUCCAUACGUUUGUCUAGAGUCGUAUAAAAAGACCGGCGUUCGCUAGGAAUAAGCUCCCGAACCAGAUACAUCAACCAAGUAUCCAUACGAGUGAUUACGUUCGGUAUUUUGACUAUUUCAUGUAUUCCCGAACUAGAUCGACCGCACAGCCUGAUUUCAUGGAACUCUUUUGGGCAGGAGCCUCGUGUGUGGUUGGUCAAAAUGUGACUUCCAUGGAAAUCCCAAACCCCUCAACCAAUCUGGGUGAUCUUUGGAUAUGUUGAUCCCCCAGAUCUGGGCUAUCAGGGGAUAGUGGGGUUUCCAUGAGUUUUGGGGGUACUUUCAGGAUACUGUGUAAAAGUAUAUUUUUCCUGUGCUUGGAGAUAAUUGGGUUAUGUGAGUACAAUGCCUUAUUCAAUUAUCUCCCAAGCACAGAGGAGGGAUUACAUUGUUCGUGUAUGGGAGUGUCCUGGACCUGAGAGCCAAUGCAAUUAUAUAAUUGUCUGUACUGUAGUCUACUUUCAGGUCCAGAGGGGAGUGCCCCUUGCAUGGGGAUUGCCAUAAAAGGCCGUAUGUGGCUCCAUAAAACUGUCAUCUCACAGCAUAGUCUCAUGUUUGUGGGAGAAAGCUAUACCAGUUCUCUCUCUCUCUCUUCUGCUUGGAGUGCUUAAUCACUAGCUCUUUUAAGAGCUGUUCCUGCUCUGCUCUACAGCAUCCCUCCCACUAGGGGGAAAAGAACACCUGUGGAGGCAAAACCUUUCUUCUCAUCAGGGAGGCCGCCACAAUAAUGUAUAUAUUUUACAUUUUAGUAAAACUAUCCGACAGAGUACUUGCCUAUAACUCCCUUAUGGUUUGAAGGUAAUUCUGGUUACUUUUUACAUUGUAAUAUGAGUGACAUUGUGUCUAGAACAAUAGGAAGCUUGAUUGGCAAGUUAUUAAUCCAUGCAUUGUAUGAUCAUACCAAACAUUCCCUGCUGUCUUCAUGCUGUGCUUUUAAGAUUUCUUUCUAAUUGCCCUUGACUCUGGGGCUUCUGACGCUUGUUCAUAUCACAAGGAAUGAAAACCGCUGCACUGAUUAAUUGCAAACAGGAGACCUGGUUAUGACAAGGUUGAGCGCCGUUUGAUCUGACAGUUCGCAGAAAGCUUGGUUUACUGUACAACGCCAGAUUAACUGAGGGAGCUUUGCGUCAAAACAACCACACAGGCACUAAAAUUAUAUGUCUAUUCUCUCUUGGAAGGCAACUAUAAAAUACAAUAUUAAAAUGUCCUUGCAUACACAACUCUUGUCUGAAAGGAUCUUGCUGUUGUGUAAACCAGUUGCAUAAAAAUAUCCUGGAUAAAGGGGAAUUAUCACUUCCAAUGAAUAUUUUUUUUUUUUUUUUUUAAAGAAAGCCUGAUAUAAAAGUAAAAAUACAAAUAUACAUUACAUGCACAUCAUUUAUUUGCACAUAAUAUUGAAUAACAAUAAUCCAUCUCACAUUAAAGACUUAAACUAAAUAGUAUGAAACCCAAACAGCUGCAAGAGUAAAAUAUUAUGUUCACUUAUCCUCUCUAUAUAACAAAUAUGUGUUUCUGAGGCCUGAAAAAUAAAAUGAAAUGUAGAAAUCCACAUUACUAUAUUUGCAGGGCAUUCAGAAAGUAUUCGGAACCUUUUUUUUUUUUUAUGUUGUAGCCGUAUGAUACAAUUCUUUCAUUUCUUUUUUACGUGUGACGUGGGGGCAGUUGUAGAAAGCAAAACACCGACAGGAACGAUUUUAAAUGUAUAAAGGGGGAUUUAAAUAGAGGAACAGAGCUUUUUAUAAUUGAUUUUUUGUUAAUUGUUUGUUGAGCUGUAGGAUGAAAUGCCAAAGAAGAGUGGUGGACAUUUCUGGCUGACUUUUAACUCUUUGAAUGCACUAUUGUGUUUAUGGUAAUGUAAGUUAGCAAAUCUUUGUCAAAAUUCUCUGAACUACAAAGUAAAUAUUGCCUCCUCUUUUAUUGGUCUGGUUACUGACUUACUGGUCACUGGAGGGUCAGAGUCUAUCCAUCCCUGCAAAGUACUUGGCAUUUCAUUGAGCGCUCUUUUUACUGCUUCAUUGUGAGUGGCCAAUUAUCAUUUACAUUCAUCGUGUCGCACAGUUUUACACUAUGUUUGUAUUUCUUGCUUUUUAUUUUUGUUCCCCCUCCCUUUCCCUUUCUCCCCCCAUAUGAGAUAUAUAUUGUGCUGCAGUUAAAAAUUGGGUAUAGAGAGUUGAACAGUGUUUUGUGAAGCAUUUUGUUUUCCCUUGCCCUUUAUUUUCUAUUUUUGAUGUGGUGCUAAAUUUCUAGAUUAGGAACAUGUUCUGCAGUGCUUUACAAUGUAAACCAAACAUACAAGUAACUGCAACAUGACCAGUUUAACAUGGAGGAUUAAGAAAUUAUAGGGAACCAACAUAGUUUGAAGCUGAUAUAGAUGCUGUGUCAUAUACGUUUACAACUAUCUGAUCUCUGUCUAGAUUCAAAAUCUCUCCUCUACAAUUACUAUUAAUGCUAAGGAUUAUUUUAUUCCUAUCAUUUAACUUUGCUGCUCCAGGCUAAAUACCCAAUCAUUCUUAUUUAGAAACAGUAGACCCUCUUUCUAAACCAAACCUCUGUCCCUGGAAGCUCUAUGAUCUGGUGUGAGUGUAUCCCAGGUGUAACAGCAGUAAUACGGACUGUACUACUGUGCAUUUAAUUAUGUAUAUUUUAAAGGCAAGUAAUGAGUUUAGAAAUCUGUGUGGAAUGUGUGUGAAUACAAUUAUUUCUGCACAUUCUCAAUGACCUAUCAUAUUACAUGAAGGCUUACAGAACAUCCCAAAAAGUUGCCAUUCAAGGCCACUACCAGCCAUAUUUACUAAAAUGCUAGUGUUUCUAUUUUGUCCAUUAAGACUCUCACAGGGUUAUUCACAAAAGUGAGAAUACAAUGUAAAUUUCAAGUUUAGGUUUAAAAUAGCUAACUAAACUAAUUCUCUAAGUCAGUUAUGCUGUUAGAUGAGCUACUUUGACCUUAAAUUUGAAAUUUACGUUGCCUUCUCAUUUUAGUGAAUAACGAUAGUUAUUCUCUAUUUCUCACUUUAAUUGUUCUGUCUUUUUUUUUUUUUAACUCUCCUUCAUCUCUUUUCAUAUUUGGUAAUGGAUUGUUUACUUGUUGCUCCACUUAGAUUUAGUCAUUUCCGUGCUGUUGUAGUCCUUUCUUAGUCCUACAUGUUUGGCCCAGUCCUCUUACUGUAAAAUUAUUUUCUCUUGUGUGAACUGAAUAUUUGAAACCUGUUAUAUGAAAUAGGAACAAAAAUCACGACAGACAGUCCAGACAAUCCUUAUUUAGUCUAUGAGUAUUAAAAUACAUUUUCAGUUUAAUCAAGGAAAGAUAAAAUAAAAAUUAACGUUUACCAUCAGCCUUUCUUACCAUUUAUAAUGUAUUAAUGAUCUAGGUUUCCUUAUCUACAUUGUGCAAAGUACAUUUUCACGUGCAGAAAGUCAUAUGGCCCUUUAUGUUUUCACCUGGGUGAUUAGUAGUGCUAACGGGUUAGACACAGGCUUGCAAACACGUGGCCUGUCUGCCACUAUUUAUAUCAGAAUUUCAUGGAACUUUAAGUGCUCAUUUGACUAGCACCAUCUAUAUAUAUAUAUAUAUAUAUAGAUUUAGGCCAACUGAUGUCACAAACCGCACAAGCAUCUUAGAUCCAGAGGUAGAAAAAUCGACACCUGUGACCAACAGAGGAAAACUUUCCAAACUGAAUUUAAAUUUAAGAGAAAAUACAUCUUGCUAUGGAAAAAAAGAAAAUAACUUUUCCUGCAGGUAACUGAUGGAAUAUCACAAAUUCUAUGUUUUAGCAUGGCUAAACAUGUAUGUGAUUGUAUGUGAUAGAAGCUUGGGUGGUUUGGUCUGUUUGCCUAUGAGGCUAAAAUAGUGAUUUAUAAAUAAUAUCAACUGGACUGUGUAUUUCAGAAUUCUGGAGAUUGUUCUAUUUGUCUCUUUGAGCAUUGUACAGUAAAGGUGAAGACUGAAAGAGCUAAUUGAUCAUUCUUCUUCGGUACAUAUUGUGAGACCAAAUGGACCCCUCUGUCAGUGCACAGGCUGAGAAAGCUGGCAGACCCUAGCACUGUGUCUGUUGAGCAAAAUAGUGAAGUCUAGGUCAUUGUGCUAAUCAAGAAGAACAUUUUAGUGCCGUACAGGUUAAGAAAACAAACCGACGCUUUUGACAUUGUACAGGGUGAAAGAGCUAAUGGUUGCUUUUAACAGUGGUUGAAAAAAAUUAAUGUUGGUGCACUUGUUAAUGUCAUAGUCUGGUGAUUGUUAAAAGAUAUUAGACUGUUAUGAAUUGUGUUUAAUUGAGCAAUUAAAAACAAAAUGGCUACGCAGGUAAAAAAAAAAAAUCUCUGACUUGGUUAUGUUCAAAACUCUAUUUUAAUUUAAAUGUUGCAAUUAUUUUCAAUGCACUUAGUGAAUAAAUAAAACUGCUUAAUUUUGCAUGAUGCUCAACAAGUCUGUUGGAUUAGGCACUGUAGGAAGCACGAUGGCAAUAAUUUUUGUGCUGUCUUGCAUAAAGGUGAAGGGUAGUAAGCUGCAAAAUAUGUCUGUUAAAAUGAAACUAUGAAAUAACAAACUGACCUAUUAUGUUUUGGUACAGCUUUUUAUUUUUUAUUUUAAAAAAUGUAUGAUCUCAGUGUCUAGGUAGUCACCAAGGGAGGGAUGUCAACUUUUACGCUGGAGGGCAUAUACAAACAAAAAUCCCAGAUCUGUGUGUGGAUGUAACGCAUGUGAUAUAUGGGUUUGACAUAUGGAUGCUGUGAAGUUGCCAUGAUAGUCUAAUAUCUCCUCGUGAGACUAACAUACACUGCAUGUUUGAGCAUUUGAAGGUCUAUUUAAACUCAUGUGUCAUCUUGCUGUGUAGUCCCUUGUAAACACCUAUGGGGACAUCAGAUACAGCAGUCCACCAGGAAAUAUCUCAGUGGGCCAGUACAGGCCUGAAGAACAUUGAGAUCAGGGGCCACCAACCCAUGCACGAAUUCACACAGUGCUGGGUUAACAAAGGCCUUGCACAAAUACUUCUUGUUGUUUGCCAUACCAAUGUAUCCUCUGUUAUUUCAAUGUGUAGAGCAGGGGUUCCCAAUUAAUUUUCCCGUGGAACCCUUUGACAUAAUGUACUAACAACGUGCACCCCAAAUAAUUUUUGCCGCUGUAGCGCAGAUAGUAAACAGAUACUAGUACUUAGGAGUAGAUGUGCUUUUGUGUGUACAGUUGGUGUUUGUAUAUAAUGUUAGCGUUUUGAUACAAGGGUGUGUUUGUAUGUAAUGUUUGCAUUUGCAUGCAGGGGUGUGCUUGGGUGUAUUGUUGGAUUUUAAAUGCGGAUGUACAGUUGUGUGUAGUAUUGGUGUUUGAGUUAAGGUAGUGCUUGAGUGUUUGUAUAUAAGUUUGGAUUCAGGGGUGUUUUUGUAUGUAAUGUUUCUGUUUGCACGGGUUUGUUUGCAUGUUAUAUUGGUGUUUGAUUGCUGGGAUGCAGGCACAUAUACUGCCACGUACACACACAAAUGCAUACACAGACGCAUUAACACACAGAAAAACAUAUAAAAACAUUGACACGUACAUUCAUAUACACACUGAAAUAUACACGCAGACACACACAAACACUCAGAUACACACAGUGAUACAUACACUGGCACAUAUAAACACACUUAUACUGACAUUUACACACACCUUUACACAUACACACACUGGGACAUACACAGAUACACUCAGAUGCACACCGUGACACACACACAUAUCUUGACACACAAAUACACACUCACUAAGAUACACACACUUGCACCCACAGAUACACACAUUGACACACUCAGAUACACACCUUGAAACCCAUACACACACUCAGAUACACACACACUCAGAUACACACACACAUAGGCACGUACAAAGACACUGAUAUUCACUGGCACAUACACACACACAUACAAUGACAAAUACACACACUGGCACAUACACACGCACAAUUUGACAUAUAUCAGAGCCACCCUCCUGUUGACUUACCCUGUGUGUCCAGGAGGGUGGCUUGCUUGUGGUCCUGGUGAUGUUGGCUGUGGCUGAUGGGAAUGAGCUGCUGCAUGCUCACUCCAACCUCUCCUCUGCCAUCCAUGCUGCUCCCUCUCUGGGCAGCUGUUUCCAGCCUCUUCCCAGCCUCCAGCCACCUACCGUACUGCAGCAACUCUGUGAAGCUGGGAGGAAGUGAUCUAUUACUUCCUCCCAGCCCGCCAAUACUUCAGCGAUAAAAUUGCGGCAGCCAUGUUGUUUGGCAAAAUCAUGGCAGAGCCCCAUUUUUGCUCAGCGGAACACCAAUUGGGAAACGCUGUUUUAGAGGAAUGUUGUGAGGCUGCAGCCAACAGGCCUAGUAUUGUAGUGGUCUGAUUCCUAAAGAAAAAUGACCAAUAGGUUGUUCUAUAUUUAUUUAUUUAUUUAUUUAUUUUAUUAUUUAUUUUAACCCUUAUUUGCAACCCUUUAGCCUGCAGAAGUUUUUUUUUUUUGUUUUUGUUUUUAUAAAAGGGACUCUCCUGGAACCAUCAAAGGUUUUAUGAAUUUGAUAGAUUUUGGUCAAAAUAAGUACCUGCAUUUUUGCUCAAUUUUGCAUAGUAAUUACAAAAAAAGUUGUAGAAUAUGGCAUGUUAACCUUGUCUCCUGUGUCCCUUCCACCUUAUCCGUUCUACAGUGCAUUCUGUUUGCUGGUUACUGUAACAUGCAAGUGAUCUCCCUAUCUGUCAUUCCCAGUCUACACUGUUUAUCCAAUAAGUUGUUCUUGUCUAGGUUUAGAGGUUUAAUAGCUUCAUUCCAGAAUGUUUGUUUAUUAUGUUUAGAUUGUGAUAUUUCAAGGAGGAUAUAUGUGCUUCUUUACUCUGGGAAGUGGAUGUAGCAAAUAGCCUAGAAUGCACUUUUUUUUUUUUUAAAUAACAUUUAUGUUGGGUAUCAAACAUUAAUAAGGCCCAAAACAUUGGCAAAGUAAGAUAUUAUUUUUAUUUUUUUAUUUUUUUCAGUAUUUCAAACAGCCAGUCCUCCAAGUCAUUAAUCAUGCCAGGAUGUUGUACUUCUUGUGAUAAGAUGUCCCUGACUGGAUCCAUCGUGCGGAAACCCACCUUGCACCGCUAUAUCAGCACCAAGGUCCUUUUGGCAGACGGAACUGACAGUCCAUUCACUAGGCACUGCCGCGGCUAUGAAGAGAUGUAUCAGGUCCUGCUGUAGCUUAUAGACUUCAUUAGUGUUCUAGUUAACAAUACUAAUGUACAAGAACUUUCACUGUUACUAAUGUCCUGCAUAUUAAUUUCCAGGCCAUACAGAUAGAGAUUCAGAAUCUAAAGGACCAGGUGCAAGAGCUUCAUAGAGAUCUGACCAAGCACCAUUCCCUCAUCAAGGCAGACAAAAUGAGUGAUAUAAUACAGAAAUCACUCCAGGUUGAUAUACAGAUAGCAUCUGAAUAUUCAUCGGUGGAAAUGAUGAGAAAUGCAUUUGAAGAGGUAUGUGAGCAGCAAUGAUUAUAAAGAGAGAGAAUACAUUGUUAAAGCAACACUGCAGUAACUUUAACUAUAUCAUUGAUUGAAUUGUCCCCUGGUCAAAUCAUUUUCACACAGUAGAACACCGAGUGAGGGUCCCUGCCCAGUCCCUACUGGAAGUGUGGCUAAAGCAAACCCUUUUCUUUAGCUAUACCAAUGCAUACUAGCAAUGGGUUGCUGUGAUAUGCUGAAAGUGGACAGCUGACACUCUCAGCUAAUUACAGCCACCCAUUGCUGCUAAGGCUAGUGAAUCCCCAUUGGUCCAAGCAACACAUACAGGUUUAGCAUUAAACCAUUAAAAACAGUUUUAGCACUGAGUGGAAGGAUGGUGACGUGGACUCCAGACUCUAUAAUGGGGGUAGGCAACUAUAAUGGGGGUACCAACUUCAUCUACCAUAAUGGUCUUACAGCCAAAAUGCUGGCAAAGCAUCAGGGGAAAUGUAGUCUCUCCUCUGUAUCUUAGUGUUCCUUUCUGAUCCAUCUUCAUCUACCAGGAACCUGAACAGCUGUAAUUCACAAAUUUGUGAGAGUACAGAACAAUGGAGUUUGGAAGACCUCACAUGAUCAUUCAGAGAUCUUUUUCAUAUUGAUAAGAUACCAUAAGCAUCAGAAAUAGUUCACAAUUUUUGCAAGAAGAUAACCUGUUUUGAAGCAAUUGACAUCUGAUGGGAGAUGCCAGGAAGCGGCAGCAGAAACUCUGCCCAUUUGCCAAAUUUAUCUAAAGUGCUGCUUUAAGUCUCUUCCUGUGAAGAAAUCCAUCUAUGAAACAAUAGUUUUGGCAGCCAGCCAUCCUCCUAUUUACUUUUACAUAGACUGUUAUAUGCAGUAUAAACAAAACAAACUACAAGGUCCUGCCUAAUAAUUAUUACAAUUAUACUGGUUAACCCUGGUAACUCAAGCACACUCGAUGUGCUAUAUUUCAGCUACAAGUUAUAGAUUUUUGUACUUGUGUAUUUUACGUUUUUAAGAUGACUGGAACUAUAGGAUCCAUGGGAAACUUGAAUAAUUGAAAGCCUUCUCAAAGGAUCUCAUUGUGACACAUCUUCCAAAUCUAGCUGCACUGUUGGGGCCUCUUUGAAUUUAAUAUAAAUUCAGCACUCUUUUUUUCAAACUGAAACAUUUUUAUUGAGUUUUUUUAUGCAAAAAAGAACAAUGCACAUUGUUCAUUAUAUAAAUGCAAUGACAUUAUAUAAAUAGUUUACACAAAUGUUAUGGUAAUUUGUAGCAGUUAAAGCAAGUGAAAAUAAAAGAAAUGAAGGAAACUGAAAUGACAGCUUGUAGUGGGUAACUUAACAAUACAGAGAAGAAGAUGAGAAUAAUGAGCUGAUGGUGCACACAACUGAUUUUAACCCCCAAACUAAGCAGGUGCUGAGCUCUGCUUCAGCUGGACAUCUAACAGGGAGUAAAUAUGAUACUAUAACAAAAAAACACAAUGGUGCCUUUUUAUGGAGCUCAAAACUACAUUCAACUCACUUAGGACAUUGAAUAUGAUUAGAUGUGUAACGAGCAAGUUCCUUCUCAGCCAUUUAUAAAAUACAAUCCCCACGAAUCUCUGUGAGCUAAGGGAAUGGGGAUUAUAGAAGUAGCUGUAGCAUUGUUGCAGUUGCCAAGACUCCGAUGGGUUAUAGUAAGUAUCUUCCUUUCCUCCUGUGGUGUGAAUUUAAACAUAAGUUUACAUCCUUGGUAUUGAUCGGCUUAUUUGUUUCUUUAUUAUCCUUUCAGAUUUGGGAAGAGACAUAUCAGAGAGUUGCAAAUGAACAGGAGAUUUAUGAAGGUACGGUGAUGGAUCAUUUGGUGCUCUUAUGGUAGUUUGGUAAUAUACUUAAAUUAUAAUCUUAUGAAAGGUGAAAAACAGGAUAGCUCCAGUCUCUGUCUGUAUCAGUUGUCGGUACUUUUAAUUUUUGAAUUUAAUUAAUCAUGCAUUUAUUGUGAUAUAAAUAAGUUCCAGCUGUUCCUCAAAUUGUUUGUUUUGAUAAUAAUGCUAAUUAUUAGAUGGACACUCCACUGCCCAAAUACAAAAUAAAGAAUCACUGUUUAGUAUACAUGCAUUUUUUCAUUGGUGAUGUGUGUGUGUAUACAGUUUCUCACAAAAGUGAAUACACCCGUCACAUUUCUGCAAAUAUUUUAUAUCUUUUCAUGUGACAACACUGAAGAAAUGACAUUCUGCUACAAUGUAAAUUAGUAAGUGUACAGCCUGUAUAACAGUGAGAAUUUGCUGUCCCCUCAAAAUAACUCAACACACAGCCAUUAAUGUCUAAACCGUUGGCAACAAAAGUGAGUACACCCCUAAGUGGAAAUGUCCAAAUUGGUGUAAAUAUUUUGUGUGGCCACCAUUAUUUUCCAGCACUGCCUUAAUCCUCAUGGGCAUGGAGUUAACCAGGGCUUCGCAGGUUGCCACUGGGGUCCUCUUCCACUCCUCCAUGACGACAUCACGGAGCUGGUGGAUGUUAGAGACCUUGCGCUCCCCCACCUUCUGUUUGAGGAUGCCCCACAGGUCCUCAAUAGGGUUUAGGUCUGGAGACAUGCUUAGCCAGUCUAUCACCUUUACCUUCAGCUUCUUUAGCAAGGCAGUGGUCGUCUUGGAAGUGUGUUUGGGGUCGUUAUGUUGGAAUACUGCCCUGUGGCCCAGUCUCCAAAAGGAAGGGGAUCAUGCUCUGCUUCAGUAUGUUACAGUACAUGUUGGCAUUCAUGGUUCCUUCAAUGAACUGUAGCUCCACAGUGCUGGCAGCACUCAUGCAGGCCCAGACCAUGACACUCCCACCACCAUGCAUGACUGUAGGCAAGACACACUUGUCUUUGUACUCCUCACCUGGUUGCCGCCACACACGCUUGACACCAUCUGAACCAAAUAAGUUUAUCUUGGUCUCAUCGGACCACAGGACUAGUUCCAGUAAUCAAUGUCCUUACUCUGCUUGUCUUCAGCAAACUGUUGAAAGCCUCUUCUAAAUAUGAUGCACAAGAAAGCCCUCAUUCUGGGACGACAGCAAUGCAGACUAAUUUGAUGCAGUGUGCGGCGUAUGGUCUGAGCACUGAUAGCUGACCCUCCACCCCUUCAACCUCUGCAGCUAUGCUGGCAGCACUCAUACAUCUAUUUCCCAAAGUCAACCUCUGGAUAUGAUGCUGAGCACGUGCGCUCAACUUCUUUGGUUGAUCAUGGCGAGGCCUGUUCUGAGUGGAACCUGCCCUGUGAAACCCCUGUAUGGUCUUGCCCACCGUGCUGCAGCUCAGUUUCAGGGUCUUGGCAGUCUUCUUAAAGCCUAGGCCAUCUUUAUGUAGAGCAACAAUUCUUUUUUUUUUUUUAGAUCCUCAGAGAGUUCUUUGCCAUCAGGUGCCAUGUUGAUCUUCCAGUGACCAGUAUGAGAGCGAUAACACCAAAUUUAACACACCUGAGUCCUUGUAACACUAAUGAGUCACAUGACACCAGGGAGGGAAAAUGGCUAAUUGGGCCCGAUUUGGACAUUUCCCCUUAGAGGUGUACUCACUUUGGUUGCCAACAAUUUAGACAUUAAUGGCUACGUGUUGUUAUUUUGAGGGGACAGCAAAUUUACACUGUUAUACAGGCUGUACACUUACUAACUUACAUUGUAUCAGAGAGUCAUUUCUUCAGUGUUGUCACAUGAAAAGAUAUAAAAUAUUUACCAAAAUGUGAGGGGUGUACUCACUUUUAUGAGAUAAUGUAUGUGUAUAUAAACAGCUUGCAAAACCUGCAGGUCCCUUGUCUGCUGCCCUCCCCUUCUAACCCCACCAAGACUUUCUGUGAGUGUCCAAUCACAAACUUUUCAAUGUUGCUCAAAGACAAGUCUUUACAAGGCAGAUGCUUUUAGUAACUGUCUACCUAUUGAGUUUAGUUCCACUGAGCUAAACCAGGAACAGGACCAGCUGUCUACUUAAAAAGCCAGGUUGGUGUAUUCUAUUUUAAUCAGCACAUUUUGUAAAAUGAAAAAAGACACACUCUUACACAUUUACACAUAAAACAUUUCAGUAAGCUAAAGUGUUUUAGGGGUCUGGUGUGUGCCAAAUAAAUAUAUAUUACAUACAUACAUACAUAGAUAUAUAAACACCAACAAAAUCGAACUAUAAAAGUAAAUACAUAAAACAAAGUAACAGUUUUCAAUGAAGGGAAUUAAUCUCUACAACUGUGCAAUGUGAGAUUACAAAAGACUCCCUUGCGAUCCAGAUAGUAGACUAUAAAAACAAAAAGACAAUGGAAAAAAUACAAUUUCUCCAACCGCCCUAUGUAGUCUGAGCAAAUACUAUGAGUUUAGAAUAACAGAUUUUGGGCUAGAUUCCAAACGAGUUGCUAAAUAUCCGCUGUAAGCUGUCAUAAUUAACAAUAGCUGGUAAUUAUUGGCAGCCUCACAUUACCGUCAAGUCUCCACCUUGUUGCCACUUAGUAGUGACCUAUCGUUUGUAAUGUCAACCCCAACUGAUUGUGAUUGCCACAUAGCGGCUAUUGUUACAUGUGGCAAAUUGGGCAAAGUUAGCUCUUUUAGUGCUGCAGUGGAGAGACAUUUAGUAUGCUGGUAUCCUUUGUGGCCCUGAAAUUCACUGAAAAAUAAAACAAAAUGAAAUGUUUGGGGCCUCCCUUGGCCCAAAUAUUACAGUGUAAGAGGCCCAACGCCUUUCUUUCCCCCAUGUGCAGUGAGAUAAAGAGUAUUAAGAAUUUCAGAUGUAUAGUCUUCUAAAACCCUAUUAUUCAAACUAGGAGUUGCCUUAUAAUCGAAUAUCUAAUGAAAGAAAUGCUGCACUUACAAAUAAAUUACACAGAAAAUAUGUACUGUUCUAUGUAAAAAUAUUAUGUUUUUAUUCAAUGGCAGCUCAGCUCCAGGACCUUCAGCAACUUAAACAGGAGAACACCUAUUUAACCAAAAUUGCUAAACAGAUUGCGCCUUAUGUACGAUCCAUUGCAAAGGUCAAGGAACGUCUGGAACCCAGGUAUGAAAGUAUAAGAAUGUAACAAUAGAAUUGUUUCCGUAAUUCCAUUACAGUGCCCAUGUGUCCAAGAUUAGUCAGCAUUGUCCUAUAAUUGUAACAAGUGAACCAGUCAACCCCUAGCUAGGAUAUUGGUGGAAAUUAAUCAUGGGUGAUGCAACCUUGUUAAACUAACCUCACCUACCUCAAUACAGGUCACUUACAUGCAGUCUUAUCUGUUUUGUGAAAUAUUUUACGAUAUAGAUUUGUAAUUGUGGUUGAAUUCAACCAGCAGGAAAGUUUUUGAGCAGUUGCUCUUAGUUACACAUAAUGCUCAUAACUAUGCUUGUAUGCCAUCUACUGUGAUUUAAUGGAAAACAAAUAAAUAAAUUAAAAAUAAAAUAGAAGAGAAAUGUCUCUGCAUACUAGAAAGGAAAUGUUGCUACCAGGGAAUAUUUAUCCUAAAAAGAACUUCAAAUUUUACAAGGGUUGGUUUUAUUUAUUGGUUACGGUUUUAACAGAGAAAGGUUAAUAUUGCCAAUUUUGUGUCAGACGUGUGUUCUUGAACUGUUAAAAGGAGAAUGGCGAGCACCAUAACCACUACAGCACCAUGUAGUCAAACCAUUUGAUGAUUUGAUUUGUUUCCUGGGGUACACUGGGUGCCCUUCCCUACCUCUCUGCAACUGGAAGUGAAAGCAGAAAGCUCUGAGACGGUUAGCUAUCCAGCUCAUUUACUGAGAGCGUUGGAUGAUAGCUUUCACCCAAUGAGCAAAGCCUUGCUCUGUUGGGCUUAGCUCAGUGAAGAGAGCAUCUGGCUGCAGGGCCUGGCACCCGUCAGACCACAGGAAGAAAAAAAAUUAAGCCGUAAACAUUAUGACUAAUUACAUUGGGGUAAGUUGAGCACUGUAGUUAUGGCGCUUGGAGUUUUCCUUUAAAGGGAUCCUCUUAGCACCAAAAUAACUUUGGCUUAAUUAAGCAAUUUUGGUGCAUAGACAAGCACCUGCAUUCGCACUGUUUAGAUCCUUUUUUUUAGGCAUCCUUGGCACUAGGCAACCUUUGCUGGCUUUGACUUUAAUAGCCUCCAUGGAAAAGAAAAGGUUUGACUUUCAACCAGAUGUUACAGCACAGUGUGUUUACUUUGGAAGUGAAAGGUGCAGGCAAACAGUAUAAUCUCACCUUUAACUACAAUUUCACUUAGGUCACUGCAGGUACUUGUAAACAUAAACUGACUGGUUUGGUGCAGAGAAAUUUCAGAUUGUUUGCCACAAUAUAGAUAGCAGACAAGAAUGUGAAGUGCCAGCACCCAUCUCUAAAGAUUCUAAUGCAUGUGAAUUAGAAUCCCAUUAGCAAUGCAAUUGUGUUUAAAAGCCACCAGUGUAAAUAAGAGAUCAGAUAAUUGUUUUUGGUUGUGGUUUUAAAUAUGUAAUGUGCAUUAAAGGAUUACUCCACAAAAAAAAGGGUUUUUUGUUAGUGUAACCCUUACAGACCUGGAUCUUCUACUUCCUUAACCCCCUCCUAGGGAGCAUGGACUUGGGGUGGGAGAUUGCUGCCAUUUGUUGCCUGCCCCCAGCAUAUUGUGUGAACUGAUGACAACCGCCCAGUAUGCACAGAACUGACAUUAGCUAGCAAUGGCUGGUUAAUGUGCCACCGGAGGCGGAGUUAUACCUCUGUUGGCAAAAGGCUAGAUCUAAGUUAUCUGCAGCAUUUCAUAGUGAAAAGCUGCAUAUACAGGCUGCAAGCAUCAUGUCUACUUCAAAUCACUGGAGUGGCCAUAGUGCUUGGAUUUCCAUUUACGUGAUGGUUCCCAAAUUAGCACCAUAGAAAUUAAUCAGUGAUGUUGGAUUAAUUAUCUAACCCUAUGUUGUAUAAAUAACUAGAUUAAAAGAAACAAAGGACCCAAAAGAAGACUUUUCAGAAAAAAUAUUUGAAGACUCUUCAUUGGCUACGGAGAUACAGAGCAGGUACCUAUCCAAUUUAACAUUCUAUUAUUUUUAGGAACAAAGUAUAAGCCUAUAAUUUUAACAGAGAAAUCAAAUCCUGUCUUCUAUUCAAAGGUGUAGAUAGGAGGUGUUGUGGCUCUCAUUACAGUAGCAUUUGUAUAUUUUUCAAACAGAUGGGAGAUCUGCCUAAAAUACAUAUUUCUAAUGCUGACACCUGGAUAACCCUGUUAGUGGAGAAACAUAUCUCUUUCCAGUUCCCUCUCAAGUGUGUUGUAUUAUUGUCAAAAUGUUAUAUUCUGUAUAGUAUUGAAUAGAUCCACACCAUAAUAGGCAUUAUGUAAGAAGAUCUGGGCUGACAGUGCAUUCCACUAGAUGCAGGCUUCCCCAAACUACAGCCAUUUAGAUGUUGCUGAACUACAACUCCCAUGAUUGAAAUAGAUAGGUUGAGAAUCAUGGGAGUUGUAGUUCAGCAACAUCUUGAGGGCCGGAGUUUGGCGAAGCCUGCGAGCAAUGGUUUAUCAUUACUACAGUGAAUCCUACACUAACAAAAUGAGGAAAAUUCACAUGUACAAGCAUAAUGUAAUGAAGAUUUUUCUGUUCUAGGACUGAGUUAGCAGCUUGUUCAGAGGACAAUUACGAAAAAUCACCAGAAAUGAAAAGUGAUAACAGGACUUUAACCCUAUUUAAUGAAGAGUCUUUGUUGAAAAGCAAAGAAUACUGCAGGUUAAAACAGAACAUACCCAACCGAAAAGGCACUUAAAAGGGGUAUAUAUUGCUUAAUUUAAUAUGUGUAUAUACAUUUAUGAAAUCAAGUAGUCUUUAUUUACUUUUAAUAGUCUUUUUAUUUGAAUUUGAGGUCUUUGAAAAUAUACAAAACAUAAAUAUCAAAAUCACACACGUUUUAAGUUUGAUUUAAAACUUGUGUGAUUUUGAUAUGUUAGUUUUGUUUAUUCCCUCCCCCCCCCUUCCAAAAAAAGGCAUGUUGCACGGUGAUAUCACAAACAGAAUAUUUAAAAUGACACCUGUCACAUUCUGAUACACUCCACCCACCUUCAGGUGACUUAGUAAAGAUGUGUGACAAACAUUUUCUACAAGUGCAUGUUAAGGCACAAAUUAUGAUUUACACGGUUUAUUCACAAAAAUUAGAAUUCAAUUGUUACCAGCAUGUUAUAGGUACAGUUCCCAACAACUUCGUUACCUCUGCUGUUCCCCAGAUUUGGCCUCUAGGUGGUCGGUGUGCAAACUUUGUGUUACUCUGCCUUGCUGGUUCGCUGCAGUCUCCAAAGUCUUUGCUGGAUUUCAAUUCGCUUCCAUUAGUUCCAAUUUGUUUUCAAUUCGGCCAAACUCAUUUCGCCAACAUGGCUUUAUCAAUGGCUAUAGUAUUGUUUACUGAUCACUCCUUUUAUAAGCUAGCUCAUGCAUGAUGCAUAUCGGUGUGGGGGCAGUGUUUUCAUUCUAUGAGCCGUCCUCUCUAGUCUUCCUGAUGAGGUUAAAUCAUAACCAAAUUCUCUAAGAUUUCUAGAGAAACUUCUUUGUUGUGAUCAACCUUAUAAACUGAAUUAUUCAGGAUUUUAUGGGUAGGUCUGAAUAAAGUUGACAAAAAUAAAGGGUGAUUGUUUCUCUGAAUAAAGCUGGAAGAGGAAAAAAAAACCCUGUACAGGAUAAGACUGUGGAAAUGACACAGUUAAGUCAGCAUUUAAAUCUUUAAGUCUCUAAUUGAAAAAUCUAUCUCAUCUCCCCCAGCUUGUCAUUGAUGUCCCCUCCUCUCCAGUGCUUUCUCACUUUGCAGAUUGUCAUGAAUCCCAGUAUACUAGCUUUAACCACACAGUGCGGCGCAAAUUGAGCUUGUCUAUCCCUGCUCUAUGUUGCAUUUCCUGGGUUUAGGCCUCAUAUGUUCUCUGAUUCCAUUGGAUCGUUUUCUGGUUGUUCUACCCACAGUGGCAUUCAAUGAUGUUAUAUUACGUGAGCACUGCUGCACGUGAUCAAAUCCGUCAAUUUAUAUGUAAUGUUGUGGGCAAUUAAAGGGACACUACAGGGGGUCCUCCCAUUGCGACGGCUUGCAUUUACGACCAGCUCUCUAGCGUGGGGAUUCCCCACGUUAGAGAGCUGGUUUUUGUUCGGGAUAGAUUAGAGGGAUUUCCUGCUCUGGUGCAUAAGUCUACAUUCGGGGAAAUUUCCCUGAACAUAAAUUAGACAUACGCACCAGAGCAGGGAAUCCC
Molecule: messenger RNA, 69313 nt
Organism: Pelobates cultripes (western spadefoot toad)
Lineage: Eukaryota; Metazoa; Chordata; Amphibia; Anura; Pelobatidae
Source: the annotation of a GenBank genome assembly